AUGUUUACUACAAUUUUAACGCUUAAAAGUUUUGGUGUUUCCCUUUUCAGCAAUCAGCCUCUCACACUUCAGAACUGCAGGAUUUGGUACCUUGCAAAUUUCUCCAAAAACAAUGUCACUCGUCAGAGGAGCGGAUCUGCACCCCCAAAUUACCGGAACCACGACUUUUUCGGCGAGGACAACGGCCCUGAAUAUGACUUAGCUGCGUCUGAGAGACGACAACAACAGGGCUCCCCUCCCCACACGUUCGAUGAAGCGGGAAGCCCCAGAAGCUCAACCUGCUGUAUGUCCUUCCCAAUGAGUUCCAAAAGGGUCGGUAGAAGUAUCCAACACCCGCUAUCUGAAUCAGCGAGUCAACUGUUGGAAAUAGCCGCAUCACUGGUCACAACAAUACCAAAUCGCGAAACUGUUUCCACUGUAAGCGAUUCGGCCGUCUUCACUGACACCGACUCUACUUUGGCCAAUGUUCCUAGUCCGGAUUUUAUAGUUCGGAGACUAUCAUACCCGAAAACAGAGGGACCUUUGGCCCAGCAAGCUCUCUGUGAUUCAGCUGGCAGGACCAACCGCAAUUUAGUUCAGUCCCACCGGAAAGUCUGUGGGUCUCAAGAAAACAGCCCACAGAAAAGGGUAAGCUUGGAAUUAACUAAAGUGCAACAGGGUAAUCUGCCAACUGUAGCAUCAACAGCUGUAGAAGGUGAUUCCAUUGGCCGGGGUACUGAUGAACAGCCCAUAGAUGAUACCCACGGCAAUGAGAAGAACUCCAGUGAGCUGCCCCUAUCAACAUACACCAGUACAGCAGUAAAUGUCUAUUCCAAAGAAAACACCAGCGCAAUUCGACCUCUCUCCGCUUCGAAGGCAGGAAGUGACGAAAGCUGCGCUCCAGUCCAUCUCAGUGCUGGACUGCCAUGUCACGGUUUUGAGUUUUCCUCAUGCGAAACCGUAUCCGAGAGCCUCUCCGAAGGCACCACACAAAUCUCCAAUCCUUAUUUCACGGGGUCGCGGGUUGGCGCCAGCCAGCACACUUCUGAGCGCAGCUCAAUUUCUGUCUCAACAGAACCACCGCGCUCUCCUAAAUGCUCCUCCGCAUGCGAUCUUCGAAUCGAUGGGGACCGGCCUUCGAGUAAUCAGAAUUUAACCGUGGUCACCCAGUCAUUCAAACUCGAGGAAGGACCGACGCUCAGGCUAUUCACCUCAGUGGUCCUUGAAGACAACUCAUGUUCUUGCGAGGAAGUUACGGCUACUGCUGCCUCUGAAGUUUCUUUAAGCGGAAAAGCUGGAAGUUUAGUCAGUACUGAGAGUCCGUCUGUCCUUCCAUCAGGGUUUAACGCUGUACAGAGGCAGACGCUCACUGGAGCUUUAUCAAGUGCAACUUCGAUAGUCGCGACUAACGAGGACGAAAUGGAAUCUAAACAGGGUAAUAUUCAGACAACUGGUCUACACUCAAAAGCCUCCAAUACGAAAUUCUCUGGGGACGAGAAUGGAAUGUCCAAUAGUUACGAAAGUACAAAUAAGCCUCACUUAGUUAUGAAGCCCAAUUUAGAUACAGUAUGUGACAAAACUUGCGCUGAGUUGAAUGCUGACACCGGAACUCUGACACACGAUGAUGAGCAAUAUGAAGCCUCCAAUGGUAACAGGAUCCGAGAGCAGCCUGAUUUAGAGCAUUCGCCAGUCGUCCAGCUAGGAAGGCCGUUCAUCGCAGAAGACGCGCAAUCGAAUUACGACAAACGCGGCACUGAUAAGCAUGCAAUGAAGUUCCCGGACUUGGCCGUGAGUGAGUCAAGUGAACAAAGUGCCCAGGUUCCAAGUAGUAACCAUAUGAAGGACAGCUUGCGACGAAAAGAAGAAAAUGUAUCCAGGUAUUCAGGGAACCUUUUAGGAACAACCAGUUAUGGCAUCGAUAGUAUAGGCACCGAGCCUCGCAAACUGGCACCUGUUUACCAACUAAAGCCGCAAUACGCUGAAACCCAUUCCUACAGAUCCCUAAAACUAGAUGGUAGGACAAAUGAAUUAGGACAGAUGCCUAUUUUGAUGGAAAGCCAGGAAGUUGGAGGGCCUCAAAAUUUGGACCAGAUAUUCGAAAAAUGGCCGGCAGUCAGUGCAGACACAUUGACGGUAUCCACUCACAGUGCAGCACCCCAAGAACAAGAAGAAUCAUACAGAAACGAGAAAGAAACGGUCGGGCUUGUGAGCUCUACGCAGUUCCCCAGCCAAAAACCGGAUCGAAUUCAAGACGGAAGCCAUAAAUAUGGGCAGCAAAUAAAUGUCGUCGGCUCUUUGAACGUCAGAAGUAAAGGUUGUGGCGCAGUUGACAGUUCUUCUUCUGGGGGUUACUUUCCUUCCAUCGAGCCGAAUAAGUCGUCCGACUACGUAUGUACCAAAAACUGUACUGGCGGUUCUGUGAAGACAACUGUAUCUGAUUCAUUCCCGGCUGGAAUGCCUCAGGAAAUUAAAGCUUCGAAGUUACCGAGUCAGACCAGCCAAGAGCUGAUAAUUUCACACAGCCCAGGAGGCCUUGAGUCGGUUUUUCAGGAUGAACGAGCCAAAUUAUUUCGGAAGUUUCAAAGUACCGAUGCAGACAUGCUAGUUCAGACGGAAGAGCAGAUGGUAGACGCAGUGGAUCAGUCGAGUUCCGACGCAGUCGAAAGGGCUUUGAACGUAGUUGAAAGGGAUGAACUUCCGAUUAUAACUGACUAUCCGGCCGGCCACAAGUGUGAUGUCCUCGAAAACUGGUCAAAACGGGUCUCCAUUAGUUGCUCUAGUCGCCCUCCUCCCAAUACCCAUUAUGUCAGUCGUGACGAGAGCGUAAAACCACCGGAGAGUUCGUUGAAAAUGUCCAACAUUCAACAAGCUGAUAAUGAGCGCAAGGAGAUUCAACGAAACGUACUUGGGUUCAAAUCUACGAUUGCGUCUUCAUUUACCGUUCACAGCGAAACUCCUCUCGAAUGUAUGCAGUUAGUGGCUGAGUCAAAGUGUACCUCAGAGUCCUUAAAAGACAAGUCGAGCGAGUACGUUGGAAUCGAUGACCACGGAAUUUCGAAGCAAGAACAGUUGAAUGUUGAUCCCAUCGCUGAAACCAACAAAUGUCCACAUGACGAAGCCAUGAAUAGAUCUUCAGAAUUCAGUGAGGAACACAACUCUUCCGUUGAUGCGCAGAAAACGAACGUUAUGCCCAAAGCUUCCGUAAUCAACACACGUGAGCCGAGUCCUACCCUUUUACUCAGACAAGAUAGGCCAAUAUUCCUGUCACCGCGUUCCCAGCUCGACGGCAAAAGCUCUUCAAAAACAGACUUGAAAAUGCCGAACGAGUUACGGAAAACAACCCAUUCAACCGGAUCUGCACAGGACAAUCUGAGUGUGAAUACUCCUUCUUGUACACCAAAAGAAAGACCAAGUCGUCCCUCUGUUAGUUCGACGAGCAGAGUCUUCAAACUCCGAUCAGAACCCAGGAGUCAAUGUGUCCAUCAGCGUCAUGUUGAAAUGCUGCAAUCCAGAACUUCAUCCAGCGGGUUACGCGAGGCCAAACUGGACAAUAAAACUACUACCAGGACUGCUGUCAGCAGAAAAGAAUCUGCACCGAAAAAACUGGGGAACCUGUCUGUUGCGAGUCCGUGUGUUACUGACAGAGCGCAGACGAAAAGCCGAAAGGCGUCACUACAAUCGUCGGAAAAGCCUUCAAAAACAGAGGCUGCAGUGACUGAAAUUAAGAGUUCUUUCCCCGAUGUGCCGUCUUUUCCUGAUACUUCGUCAGUACUCCCGGCUUCAACUAGCAAGACCCUCAGAACAGAAAUAGGGCAGUCUAAUGAAGCUCCACCAGCUGCGACCUUCGACGAUGGUGAAGUGCUAAGCCCGAUUUCGGACACUGUUGAAAGCUAUGUCGUUCAGAAUACUGAAAGUGCAGUAUCUGGCACAAUUGUUGGAAUUGAUAAGGGUGAAGUACAGUUAGAUGUCACUGAAAGAUCUGAGCCCAGACCAAUAAAACCCUUAAUCCGUGACGUCACACAAGAAGAAAGUACAGAAGCUAAACCACUGAGGGAGAUAUCGGGUACAGCAAGUGAUGCCUCUACCAAUGAUCCCUCUGCCAGCAAAAUCAAUUCACCAGACCCCAGUCGACGCCCAAAAACAGGAGCAGAUACACAAAGUCCUGACGGUUUGCUGAAAUCCCCCCAACAGGUUACUGAACAGAUGUUGUGUCAACUCGACUCCUCGAACUUUAAUGAUGGAGACAUGCCAAAUCGCGAUCGGGAAGGAAGACGUAGCAUUCCAGCGAUACUGGAGGAUAACGUUCACCCUUCCCCCCUAUCUCUACGCUCAUUGGGCGAUGAGGAGGUCGUCGUGAGUAAGAGCGACAAAUUUUGUUCAAAUGCCACUUCAAGCGGACCGGGUGUUUUCUUUGAGCCUUCAGAAGCUGCAUACUGUCGUACCGUCUCCUCGCAAUCUUUUGAGAAAAGUGUAAGCAAAGUCGCCUCUCGUGAGGAUUACGCCACUGUCAGUGUUUUGCCUGUUAGCCAGUCUCCGCGAGGAAAGCACUCUUUUCCACACCAAAGAUUGGUCUUGGACAAAAGUCUUAGUAACAGUGAACGGCAACCCAGCCCUUCACCUACAUGCGACUGGCCCAAUAUUGACGACCGAGAAGCGGGCAUCCCCUCUGAUAACGAAAGCAAAGGGAGGGCGUGUGAUUUAGACCAAGAAACUUCCCUAUCAACAACCUCCGGUCGGCAAGAAGGUUUUUUGAACUCAGGAGUGGUUGUAAUAUCAAAGAAUGCUUCCUCCUUCCUCCCCUCCCCUUCAGAUUCACCAGGCGCCAAUACCAUUGAGCUAAAAUCAGGAGAAAUAAACCCAUGCGGACCAGACGUUACUUCAGGAGCACGGGAAGAGGCCUCAAAGCGAAUAGGACAAUCUAGAGCCUGGGUUACCUUAACGUCUCCAAUGCCAGUUGAGUUUGGCAAAACGCCAGAAACUACUCCAUAUUUUCCAGUUGACCAGCCUGGCUCGGUAUGUACCACAAGUUCCUACUCGACGAGUUACGUGAACGACGAACAAAGAGGCAAAGAAUCAAACGAUGGAUCCACGUUGGCAGAAACAAUAAAGACACUUAACUCUGCUCACCUAGUGAACAUCGAGACCUCCACGUGGGGAAAGGAGACCGCGAGUCAGAUAUGCGGGUUAACCAGCAACUCAAGCCCGGCAUCCAUAUUCUCUUUUGCUACGAAGUCUCGUAAUGAAGAAGCUACGAGUGAAGCGUCGUUUGGUCCAAGUACUAAGUCGGUUAUCCUAGAUACAGACCCGCAUCCGCAAGCUUCAAAGUCCAUUUACGACCUGGCCAAGGGUAAAUCUAUUUCAAACCCGACGCAGACUUCCGAGAACACUCCUUUAGUAGUAUCGACUACACAAGAGACCGGAAAGUUGUCGCAGAGUAUCCCCCGGUCAUCAGGACUAAAAGUGAAUGAAGACAUUACGGCCACGCAUGCACUCUCAAAGAGCGAAAAAAAUGAAGUUCCAGCAAUGUCUCCGAGGAAGGCCGGAGAGGACCCUAUCUACGAGAGCGUAUGUCCGUCAGAAAAGGUAGUGCAAAGGUCAGAUUGUCAGACAAAAGAGGAACCUCUUAAAGACUCUUCUCAGACCGCUGACAGAAAUACUUCUGCCCUCACGCAAACGCCCAGCAAUAAAAGUCCUCCUGCUGCGAUCAUUGGGAAGUCAAACAAUACUGAAUGGUAUGAUUCCGAUCAAGUUCUUCCGGCUGCACAAACUGCCACCGAAAACGGGGAAGUUUAUAUUUCCAAAAGUGCAUAUCUCUCAGACCGUGUUCCUAAAGCAGGCCAUAACUUAUUUGGCGACUUGAAUACGGUGCAGGAUGAUAACAUCAGAAAAACUCUUAAUCUAAGACAGACAAGCUCAUCGGUUGCUCAUUCGGAUUCGGAAUUCCAAACAUCUGAAAAAGGGGACCAUUCGCCUACACCUACUGAAAUUAGGCCCCAGGAUGUGUCCAAUAUUCCUGGUAGUGAAGGAGAAUGUAUAAGUUGUUCAGAAGAAGGUCGAGCGACAGCAAAGAAUCCCACUCUUUCUAUCGCAGGCUCCCUUCAGAGUUCAGACAGCUUUCCCUUUGAGGAGCAGCACGAGUCUUCUGAUGGGGUGAAGUUCGCACAAGAAGAAAACAGUGAGAAUCCGAGCACAGGGGGUUUAUUUAAUGCUGCUACGCUAGUUUUAUCCGAAAAAGAACAAUAUGACCAAAUACACCUCUGUGACGAAAUCGGUGCUUCAAGGCUUACCCAACAAAUCGUGAUUGAAAAGUCGAAUAUGAAAGCCGUAGGGUCUCAAGUUAAUUGUUCAGCAGAAUUGUUAGAACGUCCUACUUAUGUCAUUCAAGACCUUAUUGGUAGCUCAGAUAGAAUAGCCAAUUUUACACAUAUUUCCGAUAGUCCUGGAAACCGUCCGGGAUAUGAGAAACCAGUUCGAUCAACAAGUGGGACCUGUCCCUCCAAAGCAAACUCUAUGGAGCAUUCUGGAUCUAACCAAACAAGUGAGGUCAACGGGCUACAUGCGGACCUCUCGCUCAUAAAUGAAAAUUCUCAAAUGGAUACUCCAGGGGAGGCUAGAAAUGCAACUACUGAAAUGGUCGAAGUAGAAACUGGAACAUUGCAACCGUUAGACAUCGCGGUCACCAACCCCUCCACAACAUGCCAUUCGUUUCCAAAAUGCCUCCUUGAAGAUCAAGAUGAGGUCAAAUGGCAGAAAAAUCCGCAAGACCUACACCGUUCAACAGACGAUUCUGUCAAGCUGUACGACUCGUUGGAUGACGCUUCAGAGUUACUACGUCAAGCGCAUAAUGACGAAAUUGGGGACCGGCACACUAGCCCUGUUCACGAAACUCCCUCGAGGCAAGACGGAGAAAUAAAAUUGUCCUCAGCCGGAGUUCUCACAGAAGCCAGACUAACAGACUCGAGCACCACUCCUCUUUGUUUGACUGUAGAUUGUAGGUCAGAGUAUCCAUUCAAAAAAGAUCAGUCUGUUGUCAGCCAAACUGGUCGUUCUAGCGUUGUAGAAACAGACAACAUAAAACCAAGAGAUCCGUUGAUAUGGUCGCAUUCAAUAUCUACCAGUUUGCAGAAUACUGGUAUUCCUCUUGAGCUGCAACUCACUUCCUCAACCACUUCCCACCUGUGCGAGAGUUUUACAACUAGCUGUUUAGAAUGCCCACAACCUAGCAGAAAAUCACCAGAAACAGGCAAGCAAUCAUUACGGAUUCGCAAUAAGGGACGAAGGGGGUGUGAUGCUUCUGAUGUCCAAUACCACCCCAAAUGUCUUGUCUCCGGAGAUCAGAUAUCUGGACGCGUUUUUGACUUAGCAGCCGAACAACACCUUCGUUCCAAAUGUAAAGUCAGUGCCGGUGAGUCUGCUCAGGGAAAUUCGUCUGCAAAACACGAUGACACCCUGACAAGAGUAGAUUCUAGGGAGGUUCUGCCUCAAACCUUUGAAAGAAUUGAUCCGGGAAUUGUCGACACAAGAUUCUAUGAGAUGGAAGGUCUCUCCGAACCCGUUCCUAGCAAAACGCACUCCAUUUAUCAGAUAUUGAUGAAGAGGAAGCCUGAAGACCCCUCCUCUCCCCUUGUGGAUGAGGCCGGCAAAGUACCUUUUAAGUCGGGACAAUCAUCAGCACCAUCUCCCUCCUCACUUUUUAGCACUGAACCGUCAACAAAGAGUUCUGCACGACUUAAGAGCGAAAUUAACACAGGUUCCUCCCCGAUUGACGCUGAAGGCGACGACUCUCUUUUGGUUAGUAACAGUGGCAUACAAAGCCCCUCCUCACCUUGCUCGGUGCCCAUCCAAGUACCGGAUACCUCCGUAAUGCCUGAGACUACUAAGGAUAGAUGCAAAUCGCCGAAAAAGCUCAAAGAUUAUUUCCUCCCUCCUUUCGUAUCCACAGCAAAAAAUAAUGUAGAAAACAAGACAAAUACUGCCGAUGAACAUGGUAGGGGAGCCACUCAAAGGAUGAAGUUAAGUCUUUCCUCAGCGAAGCCUCUUGCCUUCGCUGGGACUAAGUCAGAGGGGUUAUCCGGGGUAUUAUCCAGCCAACCCCCUUCAUCGUUUGUCAAGUUCACAACAGAAAAGCAAUCACAAGGACCGCUCUCGAAAGUCACCUCCGCUGAGAUGAGAAAGUCAGGAUCUAAGGCAAACGACGCAGGGUUCAUAGUAAGGGUUUCUGAACCGGAUCCUGGCAGUAAUACAAACCCACUAGAUAUGUGUGCCAGCGCGGUACGUGACGGUGUCGGAUCGCAAAAAAACCUCAAAGAAAUCGUACAAAUACCAUCUUCAGACACUUCUUCUUCAUCAUCAUCUUCAGUCACUCUCAGGCCCAAAACACCUACCGAAGGGCGAGGCUUCAAAAAUGCUUUGGUUGCACUCGGUUUGACUGUCAGUUGUCUUCCCUGUGAAGGCGAUGAAGGAUCAGCCAACAAAAAGUUUACCAGUCUUUUUGGUACUGAUGAAAACUCAAAGGAGUCGGUGUGCGCUAUGGACGCUGACGUUCGGAGUUCAGAACCCGUAGGCAUUACAGCAGAUAGACUCCGUCUAAGCAGCGAUACCAAGUUGUUUCCCAAAGAAAAUCGUGGUCAUAUCGAUAAUUGGUCCGAGUCUGUAACACAACACUUUGCGACCGACCGAGUUCCUUCCCAGGAAAAUACGGUUUCUGAAAGAAUACUUAACCUGUCUCAUCCGACAUUGGACAUAUGUUUCUGCCAGGGAACACAACAGAAUACCUGCCUGAACGAAGCCAGCCUUAUGAGCAGCAGUGUCGCGUAUGAAACCGAAUUGUGUGCCAUUGAAAACUACUCCGGGAGUGGGUCAGCAUCCUUUAAGGACGACUUGCAGCGUGGCCUUCCAUCUACCUGUGAACCCAAAACAAAAGUCCAUAUUCUGGAGAAAAUUUCAAAACCGGAGUCUGGCGUUGCCUCGGUCGGUCACACGAUCCCACUUUGCGGUCAUGUCGUUCAACAGGAUUCGAAAAUUUUGAAGGAAUCAGAGGCAGGUCUAUAUGCCAGUUCCGAUCGUCAGAGCUGUAUUCCUGCUGCUCCAACGAACCAACACAAAUUUACUGUAACACAAGCUUCUGAACUUGAAAAUGCAUCGACCGCGAUGACAGAACAGCCAGAGUUAGGUUAUGCAGAUGAAAAAGUGGGAGAGAGGCAUGAGCGGGAAAAUCGCGGAGUCACAAGUCCUGCUGGAGCUGUGUUGCCUUCGCCUUUCUGGAACGGACUAAAAGAUCGGCAUUCUAGAUUCAGAAGUCAAUGCUCUAGUCCAUGCGUCCGUUCGCUUCCUGGAAACGACUUCUCUUUUGUGGAAAACAAUGAAGUCCUAACUAAUGUUAGCUCAAUCUCGUCUUCAUCCUCGUCUUCCUCUCACCUGGAAUUUUCUAUCCCCUCCUCCAACGACUGCUUGCGGAAGCUUUCUAGGGGCCUACUACGUCCCCAAGGCAAUGGAUCUUCGCCCAAACUGAGGAUACUAAUCCCACCGGUUCCCUCUGCUCCAUCCGAAGAGAGUCACAUGGCGCAUUCGACUUCAGCAGCGGCGACAGCAGACACACCUAGAUGCCUUCCGCGCCUUCAGUUUUUCACUUCUACUUCCACUUCCGCCACCUCGCUCUGCAGCCCGGUCUACGGAGAAUCAAGUUCUGUGGGCAUAGAGGAACUGCUUGCAGAUCACGCGCCCUCUAUGGACUCCCUUCUCUCUCUUCCUAGGCCACAUCCGGUCUUGCUGGACAUCAGAAGCGGUCGAGGACAGAAAAUUGCGUUUGAAGACCUUGUCAGUCAAUCCGACGACUGGUCCGGUGGGACCGAGGAGGACCGAAAACACUGUGAAGGCAAGGUUACUCACUGGAAAAGCUUUCCGAAUAUUUGCUAUGGGAUGAACCAGGGCACUGAUGACGCUUAUCACUAUGAUUUACGUGAGCAAUUGGCAGGCCGACGAAGUAUGAACCGAGGGACUGAUGUUUCCACAGAUUUUGAAAGGUUAGUGUUUUACUCAUGGCUUUCACUUUACUGUGCAUUCCUUUUCCUCCAAAAAGAAAGAGAGAAAAACCAUCUAUUAAUUUACUUUUGUCCCAGAAAGGCUCUGAGUAUUGUCUACAGGGUAAAACACCCAUUUUUGGUCCCACUUGCAGUUUACAAAAAAUUUCCGAACUAGUUCAAAUAGUUCGAAAUAGAGGAAUUCUCGAAGAUAUUUUUCUCUAACUUUCAUUACUAGCCAUGUGCUCAGUGUUUAUGAAAGUGUCUCCUGUGAGAAGAGGUGGGGUUAGUGCAAAAGGAUGACAACUAAUUUUAGUCCGGAUGACCUCGGCCUUAAUUGUAGACUCACGUAAUCCCGUUAAAAUUCCUUGCCAGAAAACGUCCGAUGUAAGAUCGCGUAUCUACUAGCCACGCAGGCUGUACUGCAAUUCUGUCUCCCACUACGUGCGGUUGGAGCCGAGUGUGGCGCCAGGCCAGCCGUCGCUCUUAUUGCUGUUGGGUAAAAUUCUGUCCAAGUGCUUCUUAUGGACCAGGGGAUGUGGUGGUACGUCUAAGUACGGGUGCAGCCGCGCCAGCCACCCGCGCCCUCCUGUCUCUGGUCUUCUCGACUAUGUCUUGACACCAGGCCCAGGUGAGGGAGGAGAGGGUGCGGUAGAUGCUGCGCAAGCCCACUAUCACUACACAAAACUCACACACAGGUCACCGUGUCUGCUCCCACCCUGCUGUAGAACAGACGGUGGACAUCGUCAGUCACGACGGUCAAAUUGUCACUGUACUUUUAUACCCUAUGUUCUGCAUGCCCUUAGUUUUUAUCCAAAGAAGUGAAUAAGGUAGAAAAGUCAUUUUCCGGAUUUUUACACGGACAGUGAUUGUCACGCAAAAGGACAAAAGAACACGGAAGGACCAUUUUCGGAUUAUUUCCCCUCAUCGAUUAGCCGUGUCCUAACUUCGGGUUCCGGGUGACCCAAGACGUAAGUCGGGGUCGCUGGGCCAUCGAAAAGUGUUCCGUUUACUGUUUUACCAGUUAAGCUACCGGUCCAUGCCCCUUGAUUUGCCGCCGCGAGUCACGUUCACUUUAAGUCUAUAGGCAAAAAUAGGGACAAUGCCUGACAAUUUCUUAUACUGAUGCUUACACACUGGCUGGGUACCAGCAGAUUUUACACUUUGCUGCGAUAAGUGAAAUCAACAGCCUCAGCAAACCUGAAAUAUGCACGUUUUUGUCUCUGCUACCAAUCUGAACCAUUUUACUCCACAAAACUGCGGUUUUAAUUUUCCUCUCAUUUUGAAGGACAAUUGGAAUUCGUAGUUUCUUCAAUAUAAACAUAUCUAUUUUGCCACUUAUUCGUGUUUUAAUAGGGUUACCAGUGAACCUAAACAAGGGCAGCAGAAUAGAACGCCCUGUUUCUAACCAUUUAAUUCCGCUAGGGGAUAAAACGAACUGACAUAGAAGUUACCGAAUGACUUACGUGGUCAAGAGUCAUUCGUGGUUAGAAUUGGCGGGCUUUUAAAGUCCAUUAAGUUUUGAAUUCGUACUCUUCUCAUUUCUAAGCAGUAACUAACCGCCACUCACCCCAGGACGUCCUUUGCAAUAAAAAUUCAUACCACCUUCUGUCCAGAUAGACCGCCGGUUUCGCGUCAGUUGACAACCUAGCCUCAUCCAUUUGAUUAAUGCACGGUGAAAGUCAGACAGUAUGCGUGCUUCAAAAGUUCUGUACCGACAGCAGUUGAUUAGGUGGACUACAGCAAAUAGAAAGCGCACACGACCGGGAACGCCUCAUGAGAAAAUCCCGCACGGACCUUCGAAUUCCCUACUUUCUACACACAGUUCUGGCAAUUACGCUCUCUGGUAACUUUUCAUGGCCUCGAAUUUAAAACAAAGAGUAUUACUAUUACGGGCAUUAUGAUGAAGAUAUUUUCCAGAAAAUCUAAUUAUUUUUCUUUGAGAUAAUGGAAGACAACCACAUUUUGUGUGCGAAGCCACCAAUAAUUCCGUACGGACAACUGGCUUUGGAGUAUAAAUUCUGCAUUACUUACAGAAAGUGAGUGUCCAGUGACUCUCUAACCCUAAGUACUAACUCUAAAACCCGACCAUAAAGCCAACUAUAAACCCUAAACCCUGGACACUAUCCCUUAACCUAACCCUUAACUAUAAACCUUAGAUCCCAGUCGUAAACUCGAACACCAACAUAAUUGUGAAUCCUAAUCGCAGCAGUCCGCGAUGCACCUCGAAUUGAAAGUAUCCGCAAGUAGUACUACGCCUGCUGAAAUCACUGAUAGUACGAAAGCGAUAAAUGUUCACGAAGCACGACAGCGUUUCCGAGUCCCAUCGUUGCAAAAAACGGGUUUGUGAAGUCGUCGGUAAAAAUACGACGAGUAGGUAUACAGUGUCAUAUAGAUCAGCGGUUCCUACCACGAAUCCAUGAAGCCCAAUGACAAAAACCCUGAGCAGAGAGUCAGUUACGUCGAUUCUAGGUGAAUCGCGUUCAGCAUCUUAAAGGCCGCGCUUUUUAAGUUUGAGCAAAAUACUUGACAGAGCAGUCCGAUUUGAGUCCACGAAGGAUGAUGGCUUAGUGCCGUCGGAUGCGAAGAGAUGUUUUUUGAAAAAAAAAUCCAGAACCGGCAUAAACCCCCUGAAUUAGCUUAGCACAGAUAAGCUCUCGGAACUCAGCUACAUUUCUGCUGACAAAGAAUCUUAAAAUUCCCGUUUAAGCGUGAAGAAUCUUUUUCGUAAGGACCAGGUGCAAAAACAGUCGCAUCAUCACGUAGUUCAUCCACUCAGCUUCCGACAUUACUGUUCUUCAAUAAGUAGCACUAUUUAUCUAAUGAACUAGUUGUGUACAAUCUUAAGACAUCGAAAAUAUGGACGAGCUUUUCAACUCGAAUUCUGCUUUUUCAGGAAGAUGCCUUCUAGUGGCAGACUGUGCGGCUGCCGAUGUAGUGCGCAGGUAGUAUGUUUCCGCCUACUGUCCAUAAGUUAUCCUCAGUUAAAGUGCCGGCGCAUUCUCCUUGUGGUCAGGGAGUAAGGAACAGGUUAUGGCACUAAACGACCAAAAUGACCGAGACAUUUUCAAUUUAAAAUAUUCCAACUUUCUCCCUAGGAGACUCUUAACCUUUCUGAGGGCUUUACUCCGCAGCACGACGUAUGCUCUUUAGUUUUAUACUUUAAGCCUCUCCGGCCGGGACUCCCCAUUCCGUAAUGUUCUGCACGUCGAUCUUCAACUUUCGACUGGUCGAAUGGGUCUGCGACUGACGAAACCCGAAGUCAUUUUACGCUAUUUCGAGACAUUUCCUCUUCCUGACUGGGUCUCAAUAAUUCUGAGUCGACUUUGAAAAUGUUUAUACAAGGAACAGGGAUGUAUCUUGUGAGAAGUAAGGAGUUUACGAUGUUUGGGACUGUCUGAAGUAGUCUGCCUGACAUUUGCAAGCUGCCAGUUAAAGAACUCCAAAACUUUAUGGAAGCGUUUACUUUCUUAUCAAAGUUGAUGCUUUCCUUUGAGUUUGCGUCUCGGGGCCUUUGUAAGAGUUGCAGGCAUUGCAAUUUUCUAAUUUUCUGCCUCAGAGCUACCGUUUGACGUUAGUAAAAGCAUGCUUUAGUAAAUACCGUAGUUUAUUUACGCAGGAGAUUUUCAUGCAGGACUGCCUAGUGGUCUCCGGAGCCAACAUUCAUAUUCGCCCAAACUCGAAGGUGCUAUUUUUCCGAUGAAAUUAUUUUGUCCAUCGAGCCGAAGUAAACUAAAGUUUACUAUUUAUAUCCCCUUAGGUUUCAUGUCGAAUCAACUGAACUACCGAAGUGGCUGAGUGAGAUUACUGUAUCAGGAUCCCUCCAGGGUAAAUUAUUUACUCCUUUCUGAUCACUAUUUUUAAUUAAUUGUCCUAUUUUUCAAAAGGAAAUGAAGCAAGCCAAUUAAUACGACACUUACUAGAUAUGACGGAGUUGUUUGGAAGGAAGGGGUAAUUCGUACCUUAUUGCUUUCGCUACGGUCUUACUUAGAAAGGAUUGAGCACUGCGAGUCACUCGAUCCUCUGUUAUACGAGACUUAUUUGACACAGGAAAGUUGCAUUUUCUCGACUCAAAGUCCUAAAUUAACAGCUGUACGUGGGAGCAGCUUGAUUAACUGUGUCCAUUAAUCAAAGCUGCAUGCACAGUAAGCAUAUUGACUUCCAGGAAGUGAGGGUCAGAACGAUCUUGGUAAGCGAGCCUCGCAUGAAAGUCGCGUACACCUAUAAAUCUUGAUUCCAGGACAGUAAUGGGUAUUUCACUUUUUGGCCGGAGAAGCUAUCACCCACGCAGACGGUCGCAUGGCGACUAACAAUCAAUACUUUAAAAAGUUUACUGACAAAAGGCAGGGCGACCAAAGUGGUUAUUUUCGACUCAGUUACCGUUAUCCGCAAGAGCAAUUCCAAGUCCAGGUUGCACGCUCGGGAUGGGGGGGGGGGGAGAAUAAUGUGGUUGAACCCGAAGCAGUUGACCGACGAGGGAUUCCCUCAUCAGUGCACACUGGGUUUACAUCGUGUCAGCUGAAAUCGGCAGUAGUAAAUCACGUGGGAAUGGCGUACAUGCGUCUAUCAUGACUGUAGGGCGAAAAUACUCAACAGCAUGAGUUUGAAAUCCAAGGCGUACCGCUUGGAGGUUAUCAUUGGCGGAUGACGGGAAAAGAGUAGGAAUGACCACGCCCUUUGUCAGAAAAUCUUGUCAGUAAGCGAACAUUCUCGUGUCGAAAGAUGCUUAAGAACCCAAUAAACGCACUUCUUUUUCGUAUGUUUGGUAGCUGCGAGGAUUCCAUCAUGGAAAGGCAUUUAUCCAAACAAGAUCCACUGCAGGAGGGUGUAUGAAUAACCUAAGUACUAGAUAAUGACGCUGCCGAUGCCCAUGUUUCUCUUCUUCGUACUUCCGUCUCAGGGGGUGGGAACCUAAUUGUUGAAACAAUAAUUUUACACGUCAGACAUUUCGAGUUCUCUUCUGCACCCUUAUUUAGAAACACCAACAGAGUGGGAAUCGAUGACGUCAGGCCAGUAUACUUCUUGUUGCAGCAGUUUGGUCUUCCAUUCUGAUUUAAGUCCUGCAGCGCGCCCUCGACAUAAAAUUGUGCACAUACAUAACGUACGUAGCCAAGAGGUGAAAUAAAUCAACAGGCCGGACAAAAGACCCAUUACUGAUUUGCCAUUCGUAAGUCUUCGCUGAUGUCGAUCGGACAGGUAUGCACGCUGGAUUUGUCGAACACCCUUCUAAUUGGCGACACUGAGGGAUGGUUUUUUGACCGUUAGCAGUCCAAACUAACAGAUUGGAAGUAAAUUGCCUUGAAGUAUUAAUAAAUUUGGCGUGAGCCUUCAACGCCCUCUUCAACUAUCGGCAGUUGUCUCAACGAGGUCAGCUGCUCCUGAACAAAAAAUGCAAAUUGUGCUUAACCUGCCCACAAAAUCCUCACCGGUGAUGUUCCAGCACUUGCUGGUGCAAUUUUUUAACACUUCCCUAUUUUUAUGAUAAAUAUCGGAGCUUAGCCUUUUUUAUCUGAGGAGGCUGCCUGCGGUUGACUUUUUUCCAUUUGUUAGGUAUGUUUUUGCGUCCGUAUGAUUAUUUGGUUGAUGUAUGCGGAAACGGACAGUUCUUAGUCUGGUUCUGAUUUCGCUAGUUCCUCCUCCUCUUCCUUAUCCUCCCCCUCAUCCUCCUCCUUCAUGUUUUUUGCUUCUAAUAUAGCUUUGAUUAGCUGAGGAAAUAUUAUGUUUGCGUCCCUAUUCGUCUUGAAGUUUGUGCUUCCUCGGUGUCCUCUUCUUGAUUUCCUGUCAAAUUUCCGACCCUGUCGAGGCUUCGGAAUGGGUCGUUCUAACCAACGAAAAAGCGUAGGGGAGCAGUGAAAAAGUCUGUUUAUAUUCAAAAAAGUUUGUUUUUUGUAAGCCAACUCUACUAAUCUCUAAAAAUGACCUUGCAGAGUAAACAUUGGUGAACCCCUCUUGUUGUGAAUAGGCAUGAAAACCUCGAAAUAAGCCACAAAUGUCUAAUAUAAGACACUGUAUGGGAAAGAUCGCCGACCGGAUGAUAAAGUAAACAGCUACUACACAUAACGCUGUAAAACUCUCAUCCGAAGAUUGGUACUCAUGAUGGAGGCGAAAUCUGACAGGAUCCUCUUUCUCUUCUGCUUAUCGCUAGAACUGCCAUGUGAAUUUUGCAAAUUACUUUCCCUUAAUACUUUGACUACUUGAGUUAAAUUCCUGGCAAACUUUAAUAACUAGUUCAAUUUCCAAGAAUUCACCUGACUGUAGUCUUGCAAGUCUUGAUAUUGGAUCAUUCAAAAUAUGACUUCUAAUAUCAGCAUGUAGGAAUAUUGAUAAUGCAGACUGGGAGUUUCUGGAGCAGUUAGGCAUCAUAUGGCAACGGCCUUAACUUUCUUCGCAGUUGAUAUUGGAUUGUCCACCUGUUUCUAAACUUCAGUUUUAAGGAUGAUAGAGAGUUCAAUUUCCUUUAUAUUUUAUUAUAAAGGACAGCUUUUGCGAAAUAAAUGCCUUGGUAAUCCUUCGCCAAACGCAAUUGAUCUGGUCAGUAGUCGUACUUUGAGCAUUCCUGGGAAGGGAGAGUUUCCUUUUAAAUUAAUUAGUUAGACACUGCUUACCAGCAUUGUGUUCUCCGUUCCAAGGCGAAGGAUCAUCCUCGUAAAGUGUUUUCGCAAACUGGCAUUGAACGUUUUUGUUAGACAUAUUUGUCGACCUAACAUACGCAGAACCUUAAAUCAAAUCAGCUAUCCAUUUCAUAUUUGUCAAAAGUUUUGUAAAAUUCUCUGGAAUAUCGAGGUAUUAAGAGGAUUUUAGCUUUAUUAUUUUGAGAAAAUUUUGAAAGCGAAAUGACAUCUAAUGAGCAUAGUUCGUGAAGCGUCUUACCUCAAGGUCACGCAUGGAGAAAUUGGAGUGCUAUGCACUUCCACCCGAGAGUAUUGGAUUGGAAAAUCUAUAACUGAAAAUGAGAGGUAAUGAUUACUCCUCGAAAUUGUCUGACUUUAAAUUUUUCUUGGUUGGACUCCACUUUGUCAUGCCCGCUGUAGAGCCAGUUUACAUCGGGAAUGGCACCGAAAGGAAGGUAAUGACGAAUAUCGAAAAAAAUGUGACCAUUCUCUUCGCAGAACACUCAGUAUGAGUGUUGAUGCCACUGUUUCUUUCAAAUCGAAUGCUCUUUAAGGAAGACUUAGAGGAAUGCUUAGAAACUAUUUUUAGCUAUACAUUGCGGUGUAUGAAGCUUUCAGUGUCUUUUUAAAUAAAAAUGGCCUUCAAACAGAAGACGAUGCAGCCUAUUUCAAGCAUCCGACAGCAUAAAAGAUGAAGUUAAUUGCCGAUGGUAUGUCUUUGUGAGACUGUCGUUCAUUUGACACACAGCGCCUUUUUUCAAUUUUUCAACAGUAUCACUUCCACGGCUGGUAAGGCCUGUAUGCGUGUGCAUUUUUAGGACAUAAGGGAUGGCGCCGUAAGCUGUAGCUGCUGUGAACAUGAAAGCUUCGGUUGCGGCAGCCGCUUAAUAGUUUGGCGUCGUUUUUAUGUGGUAGGGGCCAACACACAGUUCUCUGGUAUUGUCCAGCUAUGAAUACUAAAGGAGGAAAGAGUAAAACUUUGCUGCCUGGCAGAAAGCAGGUAAACCGCCCUUUUGUCCCCGCCCUAUCGUUUGCCUGUUUUAACGGACGCAUUAACUGGUAGGCAAAGAUUUUCGCCUUUUACCAAGCAAGCACCACUCUAAAACAAAAUCUGCAUGUGAAUACUGAGUUAGAAUUUAUUGGGUAAGCUUCUCUGGUUCUUAUGUUAUUUGCAAACCGAGUGCAGAGAGAAAAAAGAGUAAAAGACAGUUUUCACGACUAGAAUAGCAAAUAUAGUGAUAAUCUGACCCACGUAUGACCACUUUUAGGGGCUUUAUGUCUCAAUGAAAACAUCAUGUUGCAUGGAAUGCAGCUCUUAUGCAGUUGAAUUUUUGAAAAAUCUGUGGAGUUUAUGUGGGAAAUAUCGCUUUGCAGUCUCCCUGUGGUUAGAUAAUGUUGAACUUAAUAUCAAGUUCAAUGAAUGCAGAAAUUUUCAAGACGGAUGUCUGAAUGCAAGCGAGGAAACCUCGUAAAAAUCUUGCCUCCUUCGUAGAUUUUAGUAAGAGUCGCCAUCAAUUAUUAAUCUGUUUAUACAAGUUUGCUUGUCAACUUGUCGCAAGCCUCGUCUGCUUGGUGUUCUCUUGCUCCAGUUGGUAACUUGUAAUAAAGAACGGCUGCUCUGCGGCUGCCUCCUAGGUGCUACAUUGCAACCUUGUAGUCUAAUGGCCUCGUGCCUCGGAAUGUUUAAUUCAUCGAAUUUUUAUAUAAUAUCCAGAGGGUAACUUUAAACGAACAGUUGAUUUGUGUGGCAAAAAAUGACAAAAUUCACGAAAAGCAUAGGUCGUCAGAGUCAUGAGCAUGUAACUUACUAUUCCUAUGUACAUUCACCAGACAUGCGAAUAAGUCAUCAUUUAGACGAGGUUGCGAUAAGGGGCAAAAGGAAACAUGCUUGACGGUUUAAUUUCUGCCGGUUUUGUGCGGACAUUCUUUGAGUCACGGGGAUGUGUGUCUUUCCGUUUAUUUUUCGUAAUUGUGCAACUAAAUGUUUAUCCCCGUACACAUCCUGCAGGAAGCUACAACUCCUUUCGAGUUGGUGUUUUAACUACAACAAUACUUAGGAUUCGAAGGCUAUCAAUGUGAAAUAUUUUGAGAAAUUCGCAUGAUUAUCCGUCUAUUCAGAUAUUCGCAUGUUUAUUAAUACUGCUUAAAAAAUCUACAAAGCUUUUUAUUCCUCAGUGACAUUUUAUCAGCGCCUAGGUAUGCUUUUGUAGUUAGAUUAAAAUACAAACUAGUUUCUUGGGAAAACUGUAAAGCAUGUGGACUUGAAACAUUAUGAGCGAAUGGAAAUUCAUUGCCCUUCAAACAACACAAAAUCGAAAAACUUUUAAAGUCAAAGUACUUCCUAAUUAGAGUGCCUCUGUUUGAUAAAGAAGUGACCACCUCUAAAAAACAUCCGAGAAAUGAAUCAUGUGUCCGCAGUCUUCGAACAAUGAAAACAUAAAUAUCGAAAACCGAUGGAAAAAAUAAGCAUUACUUACAUAUUUUUUUUUUAUCAAAGUCCCAUUCACACAGAUUAGACGAACAAAACUACCGCAAUGAAACGCAGCACUGUAGUAUGCCUAAGAUCCUCCGAACUGUGCUUCAUCCUUUUCAGGGCAACAUACGACGUCCACUUCGUCCAGAGUACUAGUGCUCUCUAUUAUCCCUUGAGUUUUUUCAACACAGGUUUUGCAGGCAUAUAAGUACUAGCUAUUCUCGUCCCGAGUUGAAGCCCCGGAGAUAAUUGUGACAGCCGCUAUGCCUGUCACGCUUUUUGUCUGGGCUAAACGGAGAGCAUUACAUAAGUCUUAAACAUAAACGGAUUUCAGCGAGUAGUUCAUCGCUGGCUUUUACCAGGUUAUGUAUAUAGGUUGUUCAGCAGUCCCCAGCUUGAAGUAGAUAGGUUUUUGAUCAUCAGUCGUGUCGUUCGCACUUCAUUACUCUGAUAAAACUAAUUUUUCCGUUUCUGCAGGCACUAUUUUCAGAAGAUUAUACGCCUUUGGCUGAACGUCACCCGAUUUAUUUACAUGUUACGCACCUAUUAUUUCCUUUGAAAGCUCUCUGAACUUGUGUCUAUAUCUCAGAAAAGUGUAUGGAAAUGGGAAAAAUACGCCUACGGGAGUUCCGGGAUCCUUCUCAAUUUAACAGCCCCUUUUUCAAGUCUCGACUGCCCCAGUUGGAAAUGAGUUUCCGUUUGUAAACUUUCUCUCUGGUCCCGCGGACGGAAUUGGGUAUUUUAGACACUUGAUUAUUUUGCCAACGCACUUGCUUCCAAAUUAGCUUGUGAAAUGGUGUUCUUCAUAGAUGUGUAGGAGUAGUAUUCGGUGAUCUGGCCCGAUUGCAGAACGGAACACCGGCCCUCAACUAAAACUGUUAUUUCUGAGUUAGAUUCUCCGCAAUCGGUAAAAAUGCAUGAAACACUUUUUUAAAUACGGAACUUAGAGAAUUAGACACAUUUGCCUAACCCCAAAGCUUUACUGAAUCAUUCGGUGUUCAGGGCAAAGUUUGUGAAUUUCAAUUUUGGCGAAUUCGUCGGCUAAUUCUCAAUGCUUGGGCGUUGGCGGCGACUACACACUCAAAUAAGAUAAGUCAUUCUCAUGUUUCUUCGAUUAAAUCUCCCAUAGGCCAAAAACCUAAAAUCCUUUGAUGAUUUCCAUCGGAAAGAAAAAGUUGUAUUAUGUUGGUCUUAACUAUCAAAGAAGAUUAUGCAUAUACUCAACCGCGAGUCAACCCCACUUUUUGCGUUAAUAUAUCAACUGAGCGAAAGCGUUUGGAGAAUCGCAUGUUCUUUACGUCUCAAGACGGUUCAGUGAGUGGGACUAACCAUUGAAAAGGGAGUCAAAAUGAUGUCUCCUCAAAUUCAAACUUUCAAACUAAGAUGGCCGUUAUUUCUUAGGAUUUGCGGAUUUGGGUGGUAGGAUUGGCUUAGAAACGGAACUAGCCCCACUAGGCUCAUGCUUAUUACCUGAUGUUGCUAAAAGCAGAGUCGUGGCUUUGAAAUAUGACGUCAGAACUGAGAGAGCCUACUGAUAAGACGUAACGAUCCGUCAUGUGUAUAACGUAGCCGUCGCCUAAACCACUGUGCACGCGCGCCUGCCCACGGAACCAAUUACGUGACAAGGUCGACUGUUGAAGGUCGAGGAUUGGUUUAGAAGCGAACGUCUGGUCUUCGUGCGCAUCGCAUGCCUGUGCCAGCGUGUCCUGAACGCUGCUUAACACGCGUAGUUGGUAUCAUCAACCAGCUAACUCAUUUUGCGUAAUCUUUGAGAUCGAAUCCACCAUCUAGAUUCAACGAAGGGGACGCUGAGUCUUCAAAGAAUCCUUUCUUGGAUUUUGCCUUGUUUCAAUCAAAGAAUACGACUAUUCCUCUUACCGGAAGUUUUUCGCAUCGUAGGCUGGGAUGGGCGGCUGCUGUUCAGCGAAUUGUUGCGGUGGCGGGGAUAGUGAGUUUAAUGCUCUGUUGUUUUAUGCAAGAUUGCAAAUUGUGAACUAGGUACUUACCAAGCGCGUAAACAUCUAUAGAAUGCUCGUUAAAUUUCUACUCUUGGUAUGGCUAACACGAGGAAAGGUUGACAAAAUAGUUCUGACUUUGAAGUGAGUUCGGUAGUGAAAAGUGUUAAUGUAAAUUUAGAAACGUAUUUAUAUUCUGUCCAGCGAUAGUCAGUUAGUGUGUCUUUUCAUUUACAGAAAAUUAAAAGAAUUUGGUUUGAGUUAUGAAACACGUUGGCAAAAGUUAAUUAGCUUUCCACAGUCAUAUUGGUUCCGAAUUGCUCUUUGCUAAAAUAUGGUCUGAUUUGCCUUAUUUUUGCUGCGAUACUCUUUGUGAAACAAAAUGCAGGGACUUGUGGCAUUCACAAAGCUAGUCUGACACUCAAAUACAUAUUGGUUAUAUUUGAUGUUAACCUGGACAACCUACUUCAGAUACCACCGCAAAAGACCCCUAACACCUGGUUGAAUUUGCACAGUUUUGUGUUUUCUGUCAUUGCAACACUCAAAGGCUUUGUGCAAUGGCUAUGCUGACUUGGAUUCAAGUUCGGAACGGUUUAACAUGCACCAGUCUGACGUACUUAUAGCACCUAUCGUGAUGAUUCCUUUGCAUAACUUUUGCCAUCUCUUUUUGCUGCCUUUGCCCAUUUCAAAACCUAGUUUAUUCAGUCUCUCAUGUAGGUUGUUCUUGCUGCUGAUCGAAAUUUGUUAUAUGGAUAAGACAUUGAAUUAAAUUAUUAGCCCAGGAGUUGCGGACAUCGUAGCUCCAAACGGAGACUCCAGCAAUUAUACCGGCAGCAUUAAACUCUGUCGAAGACAACAGCACUGCACCGCGCAGUUCUAAAUGUCACUCAGAUUGUCGUUUGCUGGCCCAUUUCGAAGGCGCUUUCUUUUAAAUCUACAGCUGUAUCUUUAGUGACAAGUAUUUCAGUUCGUCUUCUACGACUAUUUUUAGUUCUCUUGUUGAGAGUUAGUAAAAACACGCAUCUGGACCUCUGAUUUGGAAAAGGAGCAACCGUCUUUGAUCUUACUUUUUGCUCGUAUUUUUAUUUCUAGUCCUUGCAACGUAAAAUAAGUUCUCCUGUCUGAAUAUCCGUUCUGCAUAGGCUGGGUUUGCUUUCAAAGAUUAGGGACUUACGAGUACAGGCCACCUAACUGUUCAGAAUUUUCUCAAUCGACCAAUGAGGUACCCAUGUUUCCUAAAUGCCAUAGGUAAGUUUGGCAUUUGUCCCUUCACCAACUUCGGCCUUCAUUUUGACUGAAACUUUCCACUAGACGCCUGUUUGUGAUAUUUGGUCAUGGCUCCGAAGGGGAAUGCUUCGCCAGACCGUCCGCUUCUAAUGAUUCUGAUCACCUCAAAAGCUCAGACCUCCUCAGGGCCAGAAGCCAUUAAUGAUGUGCGUCUGAAUCACCGGACUCCCGUCAUAAAAAGGCCGUAUUGCCCUUAGUUCCAGAGGAGAAGUAACCGUUGAGUAAUCGGCCUUCAGAGCAACUAGAUUUCCAGCUGAUCGGACAUGGGUAUUUUGCCGCAUAACCCCACACUUCCUGGUUCGAAUGGCUUGGAGUUGCGAAGUUCGCAAACUCGCACCUUACGGGUAGUCCAUGCACAUGCCCCAGUGCAUGAUAACCAGUACACGCAUUCACUGUCAUCGCGCCGCCGUUUACGUUAGCUUAGUGGAUGUAGGGGGUUAUAAUACGAGGUUCUCCACCGCUACCAUCAGCAAAUGGCUGAUUACGAGAUCAGAAUUGCAUAUGUUCUUUUUCUGUGCUCUCAGCAUACUUCCGUAGUCGGGUAGUGGCUUCGGUGCAUUAGUCGGCUACCAAUCCGCGUAAUCGUAGGCGCCAAACGCGCUGUCGGCAUUACCAUGACAUGAAGUCUGUCUAAUUUCAAUGUGCACACGUCCAUGCGCAUAUCUUUAUAGUUUUUUUUAAGUGCGCAGCUUAAAUAAACUGGUCAUCGAGGAGUUCGCCUGAUUGGGGGUGGAAGGUUAUGGUUAACGAGAGUAAACGCUUGCAUACCUUAUACGCGAAAGCAUGCAUAGUCGCCAUUCCAGUAGAUUUAAAUUCUGAAACCUAUGCCAUUUUUAUCUAAUCAGUCUGCUCGGAUGGCCCGUAAGUACUCGAGCAUACUCUUCUUUGAGUUCACGCAUAUGCAGAAGGCAGUCCAAGGUUUUCGAAGAAUAAUAGGCCUUAACAGGUUAAUAUUUCGAGAUAAAAAGCUAGUAGGAUGCAACUGUCUCCCUUUUCCUGCUUCGACAUAUCUUCUUGUUGGUCCUCUCCGCUGCAUCCACAAACUGUUGGGUAGCCUCUGCCUGGCUUUAAGUGUGGAUCACCUCGUCGAAAUUUCAAUGACCGACUGAUUUUCCCAGACAAACAGUUCGUAUUCUACUUACCAAAUCUACCAAACAUUUUUGCCGUCAAUAUUCUUCUCAUUACUUCUUUGGAGUGCAUUGUUCGUUCUUUUUGUAUCCUUCGAAACGCGGUUUCUUAGUAACAAUGUAUACGUAGAGACCAAUCACACUGAAACGCCUCUCUCUUGUUGAAAGGAAUUCAGUCUUUUGUCCAAUUUAAUUUAUUUCACCUUAAAUCUCCGAAGCGUUUUGCCCCUAGUGCUUCCCCGUACCCCAAUUCUAAUGCAAUCAUCCUUUUCAUUCUCUCAUCCCCCCACAAAACUUCUUUUAGAAUAGAUUUUAAUGGCCAAUAGGGUACUAAGAUUGAACAACAUCGUUAAUCUUUUGUAUUCAGCACUGCUUGACAGAAACUCGACUUAACUACGACAUAUGAAGUGGGCCCCAUCAUUCCCUUCCACGUUAUUUUUCUGAGGCAAAUUCAUAAGGUAUAUGUCCAGACCCGCAAAAAAUACGAACCGAAAACCCUGAAUGUAUUUUCAAAUAUGAAAAAUAAUUUAUGGGGUGUUUAAGUCGAAUAUGAAAUCCACCCAUUAGUUAAGCCCGGUGGAAAUUCUGUCAUUUUCUAACACAGUUUAAGGACGUAAAUUGAUUGGUAUUUAUUUUUAUCUCAAUCCUGAGCAACGCAAAGGAAAGUGGACAGCACCAGAGUUUUUGGAUGAAUUGGCUGUUAUAUCAUAAUUUCCAGACUAGUGUAGACGUUGACUUUCUGAGCCUAAACGGUCUACUUGCAUUAUUAUCAGUGUCUAAAGGUUCUAAGUUGCCAUCAUGCCAAAAAUAGCAAAACAAGUACUCUCAAUAGGGAAAAAGCAGGGACGACUUUCUGUAAUUCACUUAGGAAAACAACUCAAGACCACGUAGAAGUAGAAUUGACCGAUCUUGCCUCAAUACAGAACUGAGUAGGGGGUUUCCUUUUGUCUCGGAGUUCUGGUCUAGAAUUCUUACCGAAUGUCAACUAAUGAGAGGUCAGCAAAUCUCGAGAGGUAGUACAGUCAUGGACAAGAGAGACUGAAAUGUCCGUUUAGGAACCAUCUGCAUGGGGCUGGGGCUGAGUGGUAGAAUGUACCGCUCAAGAACUAAGUGAAUCCUAGUCCUUAUCGGUAAGGCUUCCCGACCAGGACAAGCUGUUCUCCAGCAUACGCCUGUACUCGAAUCUUCAUUGUGACAAUUGCACGCAUGCUUCUUGCUUGGCGUUUCGGCAGUCAUCCGUCUAUCUUCUUUCUAUGGACGAUUUCAAAUCCAUUCUCAGUACGCUCUUUCUGGAAGGAAAAUCAUUUUCCGAGUGGAAUACUGUGUUACAAAAUAGUGAGAGCAUCCAACUUUUAUUAUUGAUAACUAUGUGGAGAAAGGAUCCAGGAAACUGGAAGUUUGUCGGGCUGAUCUUUCGAAAGCAACCAGGCCUUCACCACGGGAGGAUUGAGUGGCAUCGCAUUCCACAAUGUUCUACGGUGUUGACGGUGCCGCCACCCUGCACUCGCCCGACGCCGACCAUGAACGCUAUUACGAGAUCGGGGCGAUUGUCCAUCUCGCCGCCGUUUAUGCUACGGCUCAUUGGCGUCCCUCGGGUCACAAUUGUGUUGCUUCUCCGUCUGCAUGCCGCUUGGCCUAGACUCCACGGCGCCGUCGGUUGCGGUGUUUCCGUAGGGUUUGGCGCAUCGCAGGGAUAGUCAUGCAGCAAUUGACAAAUUCCGUGCUCAUGUGCCAGGCCUCUAACGUCUGCCCGUGCUUAUGGUGUUGACUCGGUCACUUAUUCUGGCAUGUCGAAGUGCGAACGCAUAUCCUCUUGUGACACCGUGCUCUUUCACUGACAAUGGGUCUAUCCUUUUCAUUGGCUGUGUGUCCCCAUGCGUUUUUUAGUCGCCUAUUCUUUCCUCUGACUAGUUUGCCUGACAAGAAGGACAUCAGACCCGAUAGACAACGCGUGCAAGUUAACCAUAUUGCAGUCGUUCUUCAUUCGCAUGAUCUGUCACUGGAUUAUCAUUUCAAGUCGUUGUGUAGUGUCAAUCUCCAGAGGUUGAAGAGGCCACUUAAGAUUUCGGACACAUCAAUAUCUGGCAACACUCGCUGGACGUUUGAUUGCCUUUUUAUGGACCUAUUAGUGUCGUGUGUCUUCUCUUAUUCGACAAAGUUGUGCGGGUGCCAGCUUGAAUUUUGACUGACAUACUUUGUCUUCCAUCUUAUUGCAGUUGGUUUCCACUUUCUUGUGAAGGGUUCGCAGACGGCUGCGUUUGUCUGAUAGCACAUGCUAACUCGGUGUCCGUCUUUCCUGCGUACCGUCAUCCUUCCGGUGGACAAGGAUGUCCUUAAAAGUUUUCCUCUGUGAUGAAGUGAAUCUCCGAAAGAAAUUGGGUUUCAUUUCUCAUGAACCUGUUACAUUCUUUGCCCUUUUGGGGUGGCGAAUGUUGAGAAAGAAGAGAUUCGAUUGGUGGAACAAGAAUUUCAUUGGAUCAUUUGUUCAGAUUCACUCUUGAGUCUAUACUUGGACUCGCCGACAGUAGUAGCAAACGCACAGCGUGUGAUUGGUAUGUAACCACACAGCAGCUCUCCCAUGCAUCUCGGAUUCUAGUACUUGGUACAUUAAUGGCUUUGUCAUCCCCGCCCAGGCCGUAAAUUGCCGCGAUUGUAUCGUCGGUGCUGUGGAUUAGCGUGAAAAUUACCCCGGCAUUUAACCCGCCAUGACUGUCACAGGAAGCAUUGGUCCGCAAGCGCUCCCCACGUGCAUAAAAUGAUUCUGCCAAUGCAAAGUCCUAGCCCCAGAUAGGAAAAAAGUGGAGGUUAUUGUUUUUGUUGUCUGAUAAGUGUGACACAAACAGCUCACGACCGACAUGGUAACCGUCUCUCGCGAGGAUUGUAGCCUUAGCGAACUGGAAGCAGCUACUAGCUCCCAUCUACUGAGCUCAUAAUUUAGAGUCGGCUCCAUUCGUCAUCGCUGCUGUGUUUUCGGUCAUUCGCGUACUGAUUUAUCUUCCAGUUUCGCCGACAUAGCUGACUCGCCCACAAUUGCACCAAAUCCGGUAAAUGGCCGGAGUAGUUUAUUGCUGUGGCAGCGGGUCUUCCGACAGCAUCAUUUAGGACCUGACUGUCUGCGUGCAAUUCGAACUCUGAGUGACAUGAAAAGGCGGUUAAGGGCUUCUAAGACUUUUGGCAUAUAGGGGGUGAUCACUAAAAUUUGGGUCUAAUGUAGCUUGGUCUCACACAUCACUUUGACGUACACAGGCUAACAAAGUUGGUUCUGAGUGACCAUCAAGGGUAUUGCAAUUCCCCAACCUUGUCUUUCUAUUUGCUACCGUGCAUCUCAACACCCUGAUACAGCACCAUUAAGUAACCUCUUUUGUGGUUGACUGGGUGAUUUCUGACGAAACUCGGUACUUUCGUGAUAUUUGUCGCUUUCUUGGGUACUUUAGCUUUUGGGUCGGUACUAUGAAGAGUAUUCGGUUGAUUUGGUUCUCCUCCAUCAACUACACGACUGAGGAGAUAGGCUUGUGAUCUUCCUUGAAUUUCUAAACCAGUUUUUCUCCGCUGAAAAUUCAAAACGAACCUAUACAGCAGGACUCACUGUCGUCAAGAAAUUUCGCAGCCUCUAUUUAUUUGUUUUCUACUGCCUUCUAACUUUAAUAACAAGCAAUAGAAGUAAAGUAGUUUGAAAAUGACUAAUCGAGAUGAAAAGGACAGGAUCACAGUCCGGGAAAUUGGAUGAAAUUUUUUUGGAAUUUAUAUAGGCAAGCAAUUAAAAGACCGUUUCAUGCAAACAAGUGUGUAAAUCAUGAGAUGGGCCGGUUUUAUCAUAUGAUUUGAUUUUUUACACAAAUCCGGUUUCCCCUUUCUUUGAUAACAGCGAAAUUUUAUCGACGGACCAGCCCUAAACUUUUGGUCUGUACUUACGGAAAAUCUUCAAUUUCAGCCGCUGAAAAACCGCCUUGGUUAUGAGACCAGAAAUCGAUGAUCACAUAAAAGUGUCUCUCGCAUGUUCAUGCCACGCAAUUGUCUGCGGUAAAUGCGGGAACUGACCAUGGGUUCUGGCGUGAAUCCGAAAUGCCAGUCGCAAACAGAUUUUGCUUCAAUUCCCAAGUUUCUCUUUUAAACGGAUUUCUGAAGCCAACUUUUUUUCCUGUGCAUCGGUGUUAAAUCGGUCGUCUGUAUAAGAACCGCAGUCUCAGUUAGAAGGCUUAUAGAGCAGUCUUGGCAACGAGUCCAGAUACCCACAACCACAUUUGAAGACUUUUAUUCUGCUCGUAGGUAGUCUCAUUGAACGUAGACUACCUUCUAAGGCUGAAUUUAGUCAACUAACCGAUGGUUCAUUUGGUCAUUUGUGUAUUUAGCUAUAUUCGCUCUUCAGUUGUUGAAAUUAAAAUGAAGGGUGACACCAUUACUUCAUCCACACCCAUUCGCAACUCCCUAACGUUCUUUGUAAGUUUCGGGUUUUUCAGACCUCGUUGUGUGAAUAUUUUGGCAGCCGUUUCCUAUGAGGCCAUCCAGAUGUCCUCGUAGUGGGAACUUGCUCUAUUAGUAGGACGGGACAGAAAGAGCGUAGUGGGUUCAAUGCCAAAAAAUUUAUAGUGUGAAGCACUUCUAAUACAUCUCUUUCUGGCCUAUUUAUCCCUCCCCUUCUGGUAAAACAGCGUGAAUGGCUUUUCUUCCGCGCAUCAUUUUGUAAGCGACCAUAAUUACGCCUGGAUAGCACCAACACUUUUUUACAUGCUUAUAAACAGCUCUUCUUCACCCACUCUUUUUUGGUUAACCCGUCAGUGUGUUGAAUGGGGGACAAAGUUUUCGCACGGGUGAGAUGUAUUUAAGCAGCGGACUGCGUACGGUAAGAUGGCUCCCUUCUACCUCUUUGAGGAAACUUGACGCUGCCAUGUUAGAGACCCUGUAGAGGUCUGUUCAGGUUGUCGACGUCAGUUUCGCCAGGAAAGCGAAGAAAGCGAGCCAUGAAAAUCAAACGCACUUUCGGACACAAUUAGCAUAGUAGUCGCCAGAGGGUAGGUAAGAAAGGACCUGCGCAAAACGUCCAGUUUUUGAAACCAACGUUUUUUUAAGAAGACGGUCGUUAGAUGCUGAAGGUACAAGCAGCAGCCAAAAGCUAAAAAGCUGUUGGGAAUGAGUUAGGAAAUGCGGAAGCGUUUUACGCUAGUAGCAGUGUUCAAUAUUUCCUUAAAAACUGUUUUUUCAUCUUCUCAGCUGAAUGAAGACUUCUCGAUGGAACGCUCAUCAAAAUGAAAUUUAUGUUAUCUCGCAUUCAGAAGAAUAACUAGACACACCAGUGCAGCUUUCUGUAGCGCCAAGAAUGCUUUAAAAACAUAACACUGAAGAAUUUUAAUUUUAAAAAAUCACCAAUCACGAUGCUGGAAGUAUAUUUUAAUGUACUGAAACCCUGGAAACUGUCGAUAUGGACAAACUGCCUUAGAGUGCACCCUCUUUUAAAAGCCCUCUUUUUUAUAUUUUUAAUCCAAUGGAUAGGCAAAUGAGCCUAAAUUCUCUCAGUUAGUGCUUAUGAUGAUUGAAGUUUUUCAUGGCUGAUUUCCCAGAUAAAGACAGAAAUAACGAAAUUUUGUAAAAGAAUGUAACACAAAUGAUUGCCCAUCCCUCUUACAGGCACGAGGUAAAAGCCAUAGAACCUGAUUUGUGGAGUUCAACGGCUGCAUGAUACAACUACUAGCAGCUGGGCUCUCCACGAUAACGCGCGUCCGUGUAUUUAGCUAGUGUCUGUAUUGAAAACAGGGUGUAACACGUUUCUCUGCACAAACUGAACCAUUGCUGAAUUGACAGAUUAUGUGCCUGGUUCUGCACUGAACCUGACGCUUCCUGACUCGGUGUUUACUUGAGAAGUGAAUUCAGACCUGAGAAAUUCGAUUCCAAUUGUCGAACUCCAGGUUUCUCAAUUAACUGCAGAAGAAAUUUUAAAUUUGUUAGUGAAACGUCAUGAAACAUCCACAUAACCGAAAGAGGUUAGACCAUGAUUCUUUGGAGAAACCUUCCCGAGCUUGUUUUAUGGACUACUUAGAAAAGGUUUUCUGAAGGUUGACGUCAUUUUUUAUCCUGGCUUUCAAUAAAGCAGGUACACUGAUCGCUCCUUAUAUUAAGACAGUAUACUGAUGUGAACAAAAAGUGGAAUUUAAGGGAGCAAUCGCGAAAAAGAAAAUAGCUGGAACAAGAGCUUUACUAGCCUGACGUUUUCGAUUCUCAUUCGAAUUCAUCAUCAGAGACAGGACAAGAUAAGCGUAGGGGAUUGCAAACUACUUUGACUUACUCAAAUAAGCUUAUAUAACUCCUUUAUAUUGUAAUUUCAGGCGCCCAGAGCACGUUUUUGACCCCAUUGCCAGGAGUUGUAUCCUCUGCAUUCUGUCUUUUAGAUUAUCGGCACCCAGAAACAACCAAUUAAAAUCCAAGUGAACUACAUGGGGGGGGGGGUAGACUUUCAGAUUAGCUGUGGUUUCAGGGCUUUCAAGUAACUUUUUUUAAAAUGUGAGUGAACUAUGCCGAGCUUUUUGGUUUUUGGAAACAGCGGAACUAAAAUUUCAGUAACUGCCACAUGUUUAGCAAUUCAUACUUUGAGCAGUUCAUACAGUGAGGCUUGUCUAACAAACUUGAUCAAUUUCAUUGCUGAAUUUUAACGUUUAGGUAUCCUAUGGGCAUGAUCCCGAAAUCUUCAAUUUCUGCUUCGCUAAGCCUCUUCUUAAUUAUCUCUUGACUUGACUAUCAUCCUUAAUAAGACCAAAAGGAUUCGGCUCAUAUCCUAGCUCAAAAAGUCUAUGCAAAUCAGUGUGAUAUGCACCAUCGUACGGGCCUUUUUAGGUGUUCGGUCGACUGGGAAUGUUACCUCAGUCUUGCUUAUCCAGGUACACGUGAUGAUGCUGGGUAUAGGCUGAACUUAGAAUCGCUUUAUGCAGUAGAACGUUGGUGUUUUGUUACUUUGACACUUAUACUAGUGAAUUCUCAUUUAUCUGUUGUCAUAAAUGGGUGUUAAAACAUUUAUUGUUCAAAAUUCAUUAAUUUGCGACAUUCCUUUGUAAGCGAGCAUCCUGAAUAUUUGAUGGGCGCACCACUCGAUUACACUACAGUGUUCCCGGCGCUCUUGUUGUCUAAGAUGGAAUCACCCUUUGAUCCUGACUCACAGUACUCUGCAUAACUUUUUGGUUUUCCCAAGUACGGAUAUUGGAGUCUUGCCAGACCUGGAAUUGUGAUCAAUAAAUUUUGAGCGUCCACAGACUUCCCUAACCCAUUUCCUAAACGUUGAAGAGAAGCGAGACUGCUACCCGUAAACGUUCGCUAUGCAAAUAUGAAUCUCCGUGGGAGGGGUUUCCAUCGGCCGCAAAAUUCGGUAUUUCUAUCGAUUUUUAUUUAAACCAGCAGAUUUAUCCAUGAUAUAAUAAUAACAACAUAAGUUCAGUGCUUUGAAGUACACAUGCCCUAGACGUCGAUAACAGUUGCACCUACUGGAUUGCAUAUUCACACGCCUUCUUAGAUUGGGUUUGUGACUGUAGUACUUCAAAACAGAAGCGGGGGAGUUCAGUUGUCAUUUUCGUCAAUUUGUCUGAUCUUGCCUCCUUACCCGAUUAUUUUAAUGUUUAUAUUAAUUAUGUUACAAGUGCACUUUUACUCACUCUCACUGCCGAGUUCUGUCCGCUCCUGAGACGUCCGAGACCAUCGUCGAGGUUUUACCUCGACUAAACUGUCUAUUCCAUCAAUGUUCAGACGACUUGAUCUUCAGAUGUCCUUUGUGAGGCAGAUAUGUGAAUGCCUCAUUUUCCCUGUAAUCUAGGUAGCACAGCCCAUUGAAGGCGCCGAAUACGCCUCAGAAUACCCGUCGGCCUAUAAGAGUUGCAUAGACACACAAAUGAUGGCUCCCCUUCCUUACCCUAAAGUACAAGGUGGCGGAAAACUUGGGGCAAACUUUCGUUUCCAAAUCUGUAACGAACUAAUGGGGUAACUCCAGUGAUAAUCGUAUUUUUAACAACACUUCUUUGUGGACCACACUCCUGAACUUUAUGAUAUCUGUAGCUUGAACCCUGAGCUCACAUUUCUGAUUUCAGGUUUAUGGGUUAAAACAUCACCUGAAAGCUGUGCGUCUUUAUAGAUGACGGAGGUCUGCAUGAGGCCGCCUGUGCGUGCCCGGGAAGCGCUGAAACAGCGCUCGCGUUUGUGUCAUGCAGGCCAUUUGGAGGGGAAAAUCAGCAAGGGAGAGGAUUAGUUGGCCCUUAAAGCAGUUUCAUUUAUCGACUACUCUUCUUCCUUGCAUAAGCACCUCAGACGCGCAUAUUCUUCUCUGUUCAGGAAGCAGUCUGCUUCGUAAUCAGUCACUCAGACUCACGAGUUACUCGAUCUGAACGACUUAAUGUGCGCUUACUCAGUAGUCUCGGCAUUUCUCCUCAUGUCUACCGUUAAUGAGCCAGUUAUACAAUCAAGGCCUACAGGUUAACUGCUGUACUGGAAGACCUGGGCUGUGCUCGAAGGCGACCGACUGGAGUAAGGAUCUGAGUUCAUCGCAGUCCGGAAUCGGACUAACGCCAGAAACUGACAUUCCCGACCCUCUGUUUCAUCAGAUCGUCUGUGCUCUUUUGCCUUCUUACCAUUAUACGACCUCUUAUGAGCGGCAAGCAUGGGCCAAAAGACAGCGCGAUCAGAUUCCGUCUUGCAAGCAGGUCAGACUUGCGUGCACGUUGUAGCUUGCAUCGAAUGUGAGUCCUCUGACACCACCGCCACGUCCUCCCCCCUUUGGCGCAGCGUGCGAAAUAAAAGCUGCGAACGCGCGUCAAGGUCAACUGCAGAAUGCGUUUGUUGGAGUUCGUUAUUGAAAACUAAGAAACCCACACGGCUGAACAAUGUUCACUUCAUGCAUCGAGACGGGUAAAGAUUUUGUCAGUUGUCACUGAUGCCAGGCUUAGUUUCGUGAAAGCAGAGGGAGAGCAACUUCUGUACACUAUGGUGGUCCGUGAUUCGAGUACUUGUUUGACAGUAUGAAUCUCUCCUUUUGCCACGACCUGCUCAAACUACUUUGCUGGCCAUUUAAAUCUGCCGUUGUCAGGUUAUUAUUCCUUCAGCUAGCCAGUCAAGAUAACCCUUCUUUCGCUUUACUGUAAGUCACAUUCUUAAGUCCUUCAAUCGAUGCGUCAUGAAUAUAUCUAUAAAACAAUAUAUACAAUGUUCAAGCAAUUAUAUUCAUAUAGUUUCCCUCAAAUACUUUGUGCAUGUCAAGAAUUCGAGUUGACCGCAGUACUGCAACAAAACGUCCUUUGCGAGAUAAUGCGUACCUUUAAAGCCGAAUUGUUACUUCCAUGUUAUUAUCCCCCUCUCUCUCUUUUUCUCUUGAUGGAAGCCUUUACUUGAGGGCGUGUUUGCUUAUCGCGCACGCUUGGACUUGUUCAAGCUGCAAAGCAUCCACAUUUGCUAUUAUAUGAGACCAGACCCUGUAGACAGAUGAUUUAUGGUCGUGUGCAAACAGCAUAAUGGCAUUAGUCUAUAUUUCUCGCACCCGAGCGUGUCUAUGGCCCAGCGAAACAGCUAUAGUCACGGCAGUCAUCAUGAAAUCCUAUAUAAUCUUCAGCUAGCAUUUCCUUUUAGAGAAGGCAAAAGUUGGGAGUGUUUGUACUGAAAUGCAAAAAUACGUAAGAAAGAUAAUUUAUAUCGGAUUUCUAAAACCCGCAGAUAGCACUAGAGACAUGUGAGUGCAUAUGCUACCGUAAAUGCACAUACCUCGUGUCUGAGGUGUUUGAACAUGUCAUGUAGCCGAAGAGAACGCAACAUGCCCCCCACACUGAGCAAUGUUACUUGGCCUCUUAUCGGUUUUUAUGACAAAAAGGGCUUUAUGUUUAUAGACUUCCGAAAACUAGCUUUGGGUGUACACCAUCAUCCUCUAAAUUGGUGGGUGACCAGAGUCAAAGCACUGUCUCUGGGACGUAACUGUCAGGAAAUGUGAUCGUCCAUACUUUGUUGUGCGUAAUUCAGCAUGACAUUUGGAAAAGAAGACUUUACUUUAUGUUGACGGGCGCCAAUCAUUGCAAAAGAUGCACGUUUUGGAUACGGAAAAACCGCGAGUCCCUUCAACCUUGUCUCCAAAGUCCUGUGUUUGAUGUCAUUCCCGAAGACGGCAGGCAGAGUGAAUAAUUCAGAAGUCAGUCCCAAACUCCUUCUACCCUAACUUAUUCCUUAUGGGUGUAUUUUUUUUAGUGAUGGGACAGCAUUACGUAGGCAACCGUCCUUGCAGUAUCAGUAGGCGCAUGGGAGCUGCUUGAGGUGGGGCGCGUUAUUGCGUUGACCCUCCCGCUCGGCGAUCCCAACUCUCCCCCCUCCCCUAAGGCACUAUUUCAGGUUUAGGAAUUGUGCUUUGGGCCAGUACUUUUGGGUCCAACUUUAUUCUACUAGCGUUAAGGGCGGAGGGGCAUUCCGGAAAUUUCUUUUAGGUUUGCAGUUUGCACCUGGACUUCCACCGUAGGAAAACGGGAUGGGAGAGGGUGAGAGGUUUUAAGGUAACAGCUUGUCUCUUAAGUGCUGUGUUCCUGCUGCGGUUCCCACCCUUUCAGCACCUCUCUCUAGGGGCCUCUAAUCUUGCGAAUUUCGGAACAGCCACCACAGAGCAUUUAGGUUUCCAAAUUUGUGUUUUUUAUAUUUAUAAUACUGGAACAGUGGUCAGUAAUGAAGCUACGCAUUUCCUACAGCCCUCCAACUAGGAGCUUUAAACCGUUUUGAGCUGAGUGGCGGCCGGUAGAAAAGGAGCGUCCAUUCCUCUCUAUGUUGAUAGCGGUAAUUCUAAGUAAUGUAACAAGCACUGAUGCCUACUCCCAACACUCCUCAAAUGAACCUUGUCUUUGCGGAUCUAAUGACCUUGAUUGUUUUACCCUGUGGCUGUGACCUAAGUUGUUCGGCGGUCGGAUGUGGUUUGGUAGCCCCACCUGAAGUAAACAAACCUCAGUCACCUCUAAUACGCGACCGGUAGUAAUAGGGGAUUUUACAAGUGGAGCCGGAGAACGCACAGGCGACGAGGUCAAGUAGUUAUAUGCAAAAGAAAAGCUAUUGGGAGUGCGUGGUUGUACUUUCAGGGGUUGAGAAAUAGUUGCGCCAACCCCUAACUCUAACCUCAGUCCCUAACUAUAACCCCUAAUCCUAAACCCCAACCCCUAACCCUAGCCUUUAUCCCUAACCCCAACCGUAAGAGUAUUGUGUCCAUCAGGUGGAGCUACCAAACCACAUCUUACCUGUCCUCGGCAAAGUAAUAUAUUUUGGAAGGACGUCCUCUGUCAACACGUCAGAAUCGUGGGCUAAUACUAAGCGGCAACGUUAUAUAUCUUCACUCUUUUUUCUCAAUAUCAGCUGAGCAGGUAGGAGUAGCCUUCUAGCCUUCCUAAAGCCAAAUAACCACAGAGACUCAGUGAUGUCUGGCAAACCAAACGUUCAUCGUGCCGAGACACUUCCUUUUAUUCCACCCUAAGGAGCAAGCGUAAAGUACUUUUGCUUUUCAUCCGAACGUUCGCUUCAUCCUUCUCCGUUAUUACACCUGCAGCGUAUCCUGUAUAUUAUCUGUGCCUAUCUGGUUAUCGGUGUCCCAUUUUGCACUCAAUUGGAUAUCUUUGAAGAUAGGGGUAGCCAGAAUAAGAUAGUGAUUGAAACGUCGCUUGACUGUUCCACCACCAUCACUUUCAACUGGCAUGGCCUUGUCCUCGUCUUAGCUAAUUUCAAAUUUACUAUCACCCUCUUCCAUUUGUGACCUGGCGUACACACGAAGCUCCUUAAAAAUCGAAGAACUUGUCCAUGCUUUAAAAAUUAUUAUUCACCAAGCCAGAGUUACAAAGAUGUUAGAGAUCGUUGGAAUGAAUUAUUUGAUGUACUACCUCCAUCAAAAUCGACACUAUGACUUUGCAUGCAACUUCGGAAGAAUUGGCAACACUGCAAAAAGCGGAUAACCCUGGUGCGUCGAACGCAGUGCGGACCAUUGCUAAUCAAGAUUUAGUGGCAGCGUCAUACGUCAGCAGCCCUUGGAAAUUCCAGAGACGCGCGUCUGCAGAACUGGGCAUAUGGCUCUACAACGCAUCAUGCCGGAUAUCCGGGUGAACCCAUAUCGUCCGCGUGCUCUCCACGCUCCUAAGGACGAUGAAGGAGACAGGCGUCUCCAAUUGUGUGAAACUUUUGUGGUUGCAUGCGAAGAUCUCCUGACUUUUUCAAGUGCAUUAUUUGGUCGGACGAAGCUUGCUUCAGAGUAAGUGGUCGGGUACAUACCCCUCCUUCAAAUAUACAGGACUGAACUGGGUAAAUCGACAUACCUACGUCUGUUGGUCAAAUUCAAAUCCGCAUGAGAUAUUACAAUAGGAGCUUAAUUUUCCUGAUGCCACCAUUUGGGGUGGCAUUCGCUGUUUUGUCUUCAUAAUUGUUUAAACUUUCAGUAUGGUAUUAUAAGGGCGAGGUAGCUCAUCAAUACAAACGCUUGUCUGUGUUAGUAUUCGAAUAAACUAGCGAAACUCGACUCAAAAUACCUAUCAUUACCAGUUUUAUUAAAUCCUCCAUGAAUGGCGGAUUGCUGAUGCUCUCUAUUGUUACAAAAACGAAAUUACUUUCCUCCCAGUUCUUCCUUUUACGUCAUAGUAAGUGUUUUUGCUUGGGCAGUUGCCACUUGGCAGGCCAGGCUGUCAUGACUUCUUCCCGAUAUUUAUUUUUUACCUCAUCUUAGAUAUGUAGUAUCCGAAUGUGUGUAACUUGGUUCGUGCCAGACGAGAGAUCCAAUCCCAUCAUCAGGCAAAUUGGCUUAUUCUUAUCCCUAGAAUAAGGUGGAUGAUGGGAGAGACAGAGAAGCUGGUCUUGCGCGAACUUUCUCGCAGUAAUCUCAUUGUUGAGUACUUUGACUGCUUCUAACCGUCAUAACGGUGCGCUGAGGGGUUGCACCCCUCGGGGGCUGACAGCCAGGUGCAGUGGUGUCAUGGUUAAUCUCAGGGAUAUGUGACCGAAGGUGGGGAAUCUAGAUCUUACCGACUAAGAGAUCGGCGCGUGUUCGCCACGCGAGAGGCCGAGAUGAAUGCCGGACCUGCCACAACGGCCAAGCUUUAUUUUGCUUGGUCUGACUGAUUAUAUCUUGGCAAAUCACGAUUUGAGUCGAUGACUGUAGAGUUUUUUUUUGCUACACUACAAAGUUCCUGCAAGUCAACACUGUUUCCUUCUCCUCCGGGUAGUAGCAUUAACUUUCUUUACGGUUAUAAUCAAAUGGUAAAAAAUAGUGUCCUCUUUCAAUUGGUGACAAUAUGGGGGAUCAAAGCUUGUGAUACCACAAAGCCCUUAGCUGUUCAGCUCUUUUGCUCAGCACAAAUCCUCCCCAAAGUUGCCCCGGUCUUGAACCAUAGCCUUGCCAAAGCCGCCAUUAUUGACGUCUGCCCCGAGGUUUCCUGCCUACUCCCAUCAGUGUCUGCUUAGUCGCGUUGCGGAGCCGUUGGGAGUCACCUGCUCGCGUGACCGUGCUGUCAGAGGGAUCUCGUAUUCACGACGAUGCAUGUAGUUAAUUUUCCCGCUAUCGUCCUCCUUAAUUUGAGAUUUCUGACUACCGACGCCUGGCCUUCCAGUAGCCACUACAGACCUCUGCGUAUACACCUGGGUGUGUAGUUUGAAGCGACACUAAAUCAUGCAUAGUGGGCCCAGGCAAACGAGACUGCCUGACUUCCCGUCAGUGGGCAGAGGGAUCCUCUGUGGUUGUGCAGGCCAACACCCUGCUUACUCACUGCCUCGUACGCGCGCUUGCGCUUUCUUGCACAGGCCAUUUUUUCCAACGGCUACUACCACAUCUGGAAGUAGCCCUAACCACUGCUGCCGACCGGGCGAUGCUGGACAAGCCUCGUAAUGACUGAGCGGACUACGCAGGUUUCACGUAAGCACGAAAAGGGUCGAGACGCUGGCAAAACGUUGACAGGCCCGCUGAUUCACCCAGGCCUUCUGCUCUCUUCGCGUGCAGAUCGCGAAGGGAGGUCAAGCCACCUCCUCCUCCCGCCUCCUCCCCCGUACCCGAACACCUGGGCACAUUUGCAGACACAGCGUAUUUUCAUGCUGGAUGGGGAAGGGCGAGUAUGAGAAAAAAUCAUAGUCACCUUUGGGAUUGACAGGGCUUGCUGUGCUGCCGAAGCAGCGCGCGGACAGUCGUUCAAGUUCCACUUCUGGUGGUUUCAACUGUCGCGCGCCCCCUAGCCGGCAAUAAAAGCAUCCUUCCACUGCCGCUAUGUGAGGAAGCGUAGGUAGUGGAUAGAAAGUGUGAGAUUUUCUAGGUCCCUCAUAAAAGGCUGCUAUUUUCAUACAUUCGGUGCAUCGUGCGUGCGUGGACCCGGACUUCCCAUUGUGCAGGGAGAUAAUGCACUACGGGUAAGUUUCGUCGACAAAAAAGCAAGGUCAUUUUUUGCUUAUUUUUGUCAUCAAGCAACCAACCAUACCCAAGUCCCAGGCCUGGAAAUGGUGAGAUUUGAAUUCAGUUGCAAUUCGCUAUUGAGCUUAACGCUCUUCUACCUGAAUUGCGGACUCAUCCUUGGUCGAUUGUGACACGAGUUACGAAACAGGCGUCCAUCGUACGUGUCAAACAUGCAUAUGCAUGCAAGCAUAUAAACUAGUCUUAGUCAUUCGACGCAGACAAUGCCGACACACAAGACGGAACGCACUUGGUAAGCCACUAUAGGCCUGAAGGCAAGAGAAUCCACAUACUGGGUGGCUAGAGGACAAGUAUUCAUAGAACUACAGUGGGGUGAUAUUUCUGCAGUUGUAUACGCGUGCCUCUGAUAGACGAUAUGGGAGCGGAGACUGGCUGCAUCUACCUAAGCGGUUAUGGGGGCUGGUUGAUUGCCAACACUAAAGAAGGCAGCUCAAGGAGUCGGGCGAUCAGGUACUGCCAGCUCAAAUUAAAACUGCGAAAAGCCAUUGGUGUGUCUCUGGGAUGAAAGUUACUUAGAAUUGCUGAAGUGGGAAAACGUCAAUAGGACUUCAUUAUCGAUUACCCCUUGAGGAGGCGUCUGCCAACUUAAUCGCUGCCCUCUUAACAACCUUCCCAUUUAUCACUUUGAGGGAAGUGCAGCCUUUGUUUGAAACAUUGAAUCUACACACUACACACUGAACCUACCAGGUUCUGAUUAUUGACAGUCAAAUGACUCUUCAAAAGGUCAGAAGUCCAGUAAGUGCCUCUGCGGGGGACUGUUUAUUCCACCGAAUGUCCCAUUUGGCUUCAGGUCUCUCUAGGCUGUUGUGUUUCCCCUUCCAAUUACAAAGAGAUUAAGUUUUCGAGUCGGUAGCUGCCAGUAUCUAUUGGGCUAUUCACGCAACAUCUGAAACGGACUUUUAAAUAAUUGACAAGGCUGGACUGUACGUUUUAAAGCAUCGGAAUUUUUUAGUUCACUGACUUCAACGCAGCCUAAUUCUGUCCAGUUAGCAACUGGUGUUAUUGAUUAUCACGGCUGACUUGAAUUGGGAUCGCUUUUUGUGAUCUGGUUCUACUCGUAAGAUUUUCUUCCACUUUCUUAACGCAACACUCGCCUAAAAACCCAGAAACCUGUCAGUCAUCUAGCCAGGCAUUAAAGACAGUUUACCCAUCCUCCCUGCUACUUAUAGUCCGGACAAGGUCUAGGGUGCUGCUUUUACUCGAACCUCCAUUGAGCACCUACGGUGGCAUGUUAAAGACGCAUUUUCGAUUUGGAUUCCGGUCUGCGAACCCCGACUUGCGUCAGUCAAUAAUAGUUUGCCUUCACACGAAGGUCACGAUGUCUCAUUUCCCCAUCGAGACCUUGUUCAAUCUGUACCUCGGGGUAAGUAGGCCUUAAGUGAUUUCAAUUCGCUCAUUUUUGGUUUAGAUGACCAAGGAGUUCUAGCAAGUUGUCCCUUCCCACCGAAGCAACUGGUUUUAGACAUCUGUUGGGGUCCAGUCAAUCGCAGUGUUUGCAGUCAGGAUUAGAACUGUCAUCUAUGCCGUACACCUUAGAUCUGAAUUGGAAGUAGCUGCGCCUCAAGUCACGUAGGAUUUUUUUUCCCAUAGAAACACACGGAGCGUUAUAUAUGCACAAAUAUGCUGGAUGUUCAUCAUUCCUGGAGUUUUUUUGGUAAGGGUAGGGUGAAAGAUCCCAAUUAGAUUUCGGUAGAUUGUGGAUCGUGUCAUGCAGGAAUGGUGGUAAUGGGGGCUUUUCAGGUGGGGCAGCACGUCAGAGAGUAAGCUUUCAGAAUGCAAGGCAACACAGAAGACAGCUAGUGGCAAGAAGAAUACUUUGGAGUAACAUGAUGAAUGUAUGAAGGUACAGUAUCCAUCUGGAUAUUUCGUGACAUGCCAUUUUGAAAGAAUGCCGGGCUAUCGAGCAACUGAGCCUAUCUCGGGCCGACAUUUUUAUUAUCCCUCAAUUCAUGCCUAGUUGAUUCUCGUCUUUUGUUGCUCCGCUCUUGGAUACAACUGCCAGUCGUCAGUACUUGACUAGACUUCGCAAGUGCAGAAACCACACAAUCCACGGUUUACAACAGCUACCUGGAGUCUUUCGCCAUACAUUUACUGUUUUUAAAAUGUGUUUAUUGCCUAACACAGAGGUUCCUCUUUAUUGCUAAGUACAACAAUGAAUUAAAGACAAGGGGAGCUGUGUGCGCAUGUUAGAACAUCUGGACCCCCUCAAUCUGGGUGAACUGGAAUAGUAGAAGAACCUUCUGUCAGAGGGACUUGUAUAGCUGGAGUAUUAGUAGUCUGAAGCGAGUAGCCUCUCUUUCAUUGGGAUGGCAGUCCGUAUUGAAACGUACUUGCUUCCCACCCAUUAUGCAAUGACGGCAGUCCUCUCGGUCCUCUUUCGUACUCGAGCACUCGAAUCUCUGAGGUGACCUUUAUCCUAAAAAAAUUUGGCAGGCUCUUCCCUCUCCAUUGUGAACAUGAUUCUCUGACUGUUUUGUCCUAUUCGGUCUUUUACCUGUCCUGCAUAUCGGAGGGGGGAGGAAGUGGCUGCGCUCUUUUCUAAUGAGGUGACUGUAGUUGCCCCAAGGCCGUUCUUUGAUUUCGUUCCCCACGCCCAUCUACCGUAUCACCCCUUUUCAGAUUGUAAGGAUAAUGCAGCUUACUGCCUAUUUUGAUUAAGUCAACUGGAAAAGGAGAUGAAUAAAGCAGAAAAACUUAAGACGCAAGAGGUGGAAGAAUCAGCGGUAGACACGGUAAUGCCGUUCACCGACCCAUGUUCAUUAUAAACUAGAUGUUCUAAACAGCGACGCCGGUUUUCAAACACAGGAGAUCGGUGCACCCAGUAGACAUCGCGCACGACAUUCUCUAAUUAGGAGGCGCCAGUGUGCCUACCGGGGUGACGGCCGGGGCGUCGUCACACGCCUUUCCUGACCUUAGGCCUUCUCGGGUUAUGGUGUAAAUCCACAUAAACCACCGGUGGCUGCACGAUACGAUUCCUUGAACUGAAGUCUGACGGCCACGCCUCUCUCAACUGUUCUGUCUGGUAAUGGUCAUUUUACUUUGCGAUACCUGCAACGAAACUUCCUACUUAAGGUUUGAUCCCCAUAGGCAGUCCUCCUGAAGUGGUUGAGCUAGUCUUUUCUGACCGAUACAAGGAGUCUUCAAUGACCAGCAAAGAGUGCGUACUACUGUGCUGCAGCUGGAGGUUUCUGUAAACAAGUUGAGUUUGCAGUGCGGUUUUUGAAUUUCUGAUUACCAUUCUAUGUUAUCUGCCAACCGUAUCUCUUAUACCUUCAGCUUGCCAAAGGGCAGUACUUGUGUUUAUACUGAAAACACAAAUCAUAAAUUUCUGCCUAAUUUAGUAAACAGCCUCUCCCCUCCCUAUGCAAACGUCCUACCGGUAAUUUAACUUGCCUGUUGAACAGAGGAAAAGUCUAAAUUUAUGACUGACACUUUGGUGACUCGCAGAGACAAUUGUGACUCCUGAAAUCCAGACAGCUUUUCCCAAUGAUAAGAACAUUAACCUUCAGCCUACUUACAGUUUGGGGUUUCGUUUCCAAUUUGAGAGGCCGCUGGGUCGAGAUUUUGUAUCAUACAUACGCACUUCUUGGCAAGAUAACAGCUUUUAUUAUUAGUUUAGAUAUUGCGAACACCUCAGAGUUUUUCGAUGGGAAUUAUUUCAGUCAACCACUUACUUGGUUUAUUUGCUCGGUUCGUGAAGGUGGCUCUGUUGUCUGCGUUUAACAGAGAAUUUACUAAUGAAGCCCUAUUCUUCUUCUGCGGUAGAUCUUUAUCCAUAAAUAUGCAGCCAUAUCCCGCUGAACACAGUCCCAUGAAAUUGGUGCCAAGACUCAUGUAUGUGGCUUCGGGUAAUUACGUAGAGCCCCCUGAAACGUUUAUUUGGCGACUGAAAUUUAUGUUGUUUAUAGGCGACUUCAUGUCUCCUUACGCCGUAGUCCUGAGAACUCGGGAAUUCGCUUGACGUUCAGAUGCCCGUCGCUGCACACCAAUCAAUCCCAUCCCUGCGUCCAUUGGAAUUUUUAAAAUUCAUAAAGGAUAUCAUCGCAUAAAGCCUCAUUCUUCAGCAAACUGCACCUACAGCUAAGUCUGAUAACACCACAUGUUGGUACAAUACGAGGCAUGGCUACGCUGGUAUCGGGUGUUUCAGUAAGUCUCAACUCCUCCCCUCUUGACGACUGACGCGUUCAUAAUUUGUUGGUCAGUUUAUGGAAGUAUCCGCCAGCAUUAACACCAGUCAGUGUGCGACUUGACUUGGUUGCGUUCACAGGUCGAUCAGGUGAUUCACAAGUUAAUUUGAACCGAGAAGUUUGGCCAAGGAGGACAAGGAACAUUGAGGUGGUCAUUGCCGGCUUAUUUGCCAUUACCAGCGUUGGCGUAACAGAUGGUUGAACACUAGUCACCUUAUAGUCGAGAAUUUCGUAUAUCAAACAAAACAAAACUGUCACAAUCUCGUGUUGUAAGUUUUUAUUUGGCGUGCUUCAGAAAUUUUUGCCUGUGAAGUUUCCUCGGCGUCAGGCAUUCGAAUACUAUUACGCCUACUGUGCAGACACAUUCAAGGCUAGUAUUACAGAUCCACACCCUUCCAUAAUAGAAUACAUUUUUCCUAAUUCGGAGAUGUACAGGCCUAGCCCUUUUUGCUCGUCCCAACGUCAUACUGUCCGUCGUUACCGGGGCUUUUCUUCGGCCCUCCCCGAAGUACAUCUACUGACCGGGAUGGGCCUGAUCCAACUUCGGCCACAUUAUCACGGCGACAUCUGUGGGGUGUAUUGCUUGGUGGCAGAGGUUAAUCAGUACGACUUUAGACCGUCUUUCUCCUGGAUAGGCCGGUAAUGAACUAAAGGCUACCAGCGUUUUUAAAAUUUAUGUCCCUCCUGCCAGUAGGUAACCUGUGACUAGGUCGGCGCAUAUCAGCCCGCCGAAUAAAAAGACUGCGAAAAGAAACUAAUGGGCCACGAAAAUUUAAAAGGCCAAAGACUGCUUUCCGGUCUGGUGCUGCAUCUUCGAUUUGUUCCGUACAAAUGCGGUCUCAUAACGUCGUAUUUUGCAUUUUUUUGCGCGUAACCACUUCCUCUUUUUAAGACCAGUGCCAAAUGUUGUGUGUAGAGUGAGUGUCGACAGUUAGCUGGGCAUAAUUUAGCACAAGCUUGUUCUCAGGAGCUACAUCCGAAUUUAUAGAUGGAUUAUUUGCACGCAGCUUAGGGGUCCCUGUCAGUAAGUUAUUCUACGUUUUCCUUUUAUAGACACGCAAAGGAGGCCCCUUCUCAUCGGAGAUACAGGGAAACGACCCUUGAAAAGAAAAGAUCGAAAGGGAACAGACCGUGUUGGCGCUGCAGCAGCAAAACUGGAUCAGAACUCCAGCCACAGCACCUCCAACUUCAGCGAAAGGACUGAAGACCAGGGACAGCUCAUUUUCAAAAACUGCGAAAGUCUUCUCAACGGAACGCUUAGCACACGCUCAGGCAGCCUCCCCUUCAACCAUUCGAAAAGGGGCCAUGUAAGUAGCUUCAGCACUGGCCCAGAGGACGAACAAGAUGAACUGGAAGACGAAUAUGACAACUGGAGCAGAUCUGCAGUCUCGCAGCUCCUAGUCCAGGUCACUGAGAAGCUAGCCGAUCAGGAUAACGACAUUUCUGGUGAACAGGAGAUCCAGCUGUCGCCACGCUCUGCCUAUGCCCUUUUCGAUGAGUACUCCAGCAUAGAGGAGCAGGAGAGGCAGCAGCUUCCCGUUUUCUCGACCCUCCUGACGCGAGCCCUAGAAGCCAGCCGGACAAGCAACAAUAUCGCUCCCGUGCUCUGUCUCAAAGCCACCCAUAACGAACUCUGUCAACUCGAGAGCGAACUCUUUGCCCACUUUGCCCGUGCCGACUAUGAUACCACCUCGCCAAUCAAUCUACGCAGCUGUAUCCACUCAAAACAUCUACAUCCCACCUAUGCGCGCAUGCUGUUACUGAAUCUACGCAAACUCCUCAGCCAUCCUGCCCUUGAGAAGGCACCUGAACUGCGUUCUGACCUUCGCAGUUUGGUGGUGCGACUGGAGCAAUCGCUUUCCUCCCCCUAUCCCUCAGCUGCCUUUGAACUAACGUCAGAGGACACAGCCACUCUCUUGGAGGUCAUUUCGGCCACCAAUUUGCCCAUAUUUGAUCCCGUGUCCACGCCUCCUCUCAUCUUUAAUGAACGAGAAACACCCCUUGUGGCGGCUGCCCUGCGAGUUGCUCGGGCCUCACUAGAUCUCCGCGAAAUGGCUGACACGCAAACCUUCAAGUCUUCAAAUCAUCGGGAGCUCUUGAGGGAUGCUGGGUACUUGGUAUCUGCGUCUGACCAGUCCUCGUGUCCUUCAGCCAAAUCCUUUGCUAAACUCAUUUCUGCUGAGGAUAAGGUCCUACUGACCAGCAUACUUCAUGACCUGGCUGAACAAUCUAAGGGCCUUGCCGUCUAUCGAUUGCCCUCUCCCUUGGUUUCGGACCUUCAUCAGUUGACUGACAGGUUUGGCCUUCUUGCCCUGCAGUGUGCAAGAGUUAAGGUAUCUAAGGCGCUCUACGUUGUGAAAAACCGUUUCAAGCUGAAACCGGAAGAUUUCAAACGUGUCUGUGUCAUCGAGCCGCCCUCUCAGCAACUGAUUCUUGAUGCCCUCGUCCUCAUUCUCGCCAGCAAUAUUCAACCAGCAUCGGACACACAAAAGCUGAAGAACCUCAAAUGGAAACUACAGGCCAUCGUGGACGCCGGCGACCCCAAAGCUUCUUGUGAACUUAACGAGGAUGAAGCCUCCUUCCUGGAGCACAUGCUUACUAUUGGUCUUGACUACAACUUCGACAGGGAACUCACGUGCCAUUCAACAACUAGUGACAGUGUGAACCCCCAUUUUCUGGCCGAAGAGAACAAGACUUACGGCUGCAAAGAGGUUUACGAACCAGAUAUAGCUGCAAAGUCUGUUGUACCCGUCUCCUCCUCACAAAUAGAUGCCUUCUUUGAGUCAGUGCCGAUGGUAAUGGACACGGGAAAAACUGGCGCGUUUCUGGAUGACAUGUCUACUUGCAAUCCGUUUGGGGACCCAUUUGGACAGCCGAAGUCUUUGAAGCACCUUCCGGAGGGGAACACUAAAUACAUUGACGUCGAAGAGGAAAGUGUAAUUCGUCCAGCCCAUGUGGAGACAACAGGUCGUGCACCCUCAGCGUCUUCCCUUUCACAGAGACCGGAAGCUCAGACAGACCUUAUUCCCGCCUCUCGACAGACUGAGGAAAACACCUUUAUUUUCCGGCUGCUCAAUCAUGCCCUUAUGCUGCAGUGUACAUUAGAAGUGCUCCAACGAAAUUCAAUGCAGCCCUUCUCCUACAAACUGGCACCUUUUCAGGUCCUUCAGCUGUGUGAUAGUGUAAGAAAACUCUCUUCAAUCACUCCGAGCACAGACGACUCGAAACUCAUAAAGAACCUCUCAAUGAAUGCUGACCUACACUCAGCCGUUCGGCUCAAUAUGAAGACCAUGCAUCGUCUGCGAGAGUUCCACUCUCGCGUCUUCAAGUCUGUCAUUCAAGACAGCAUGACCAGGUUGGCCAUUAUCCAGGAGUCCAUAAUUUCCUCCAAUCGAGAGGAAAAUCUGCCUCCAGAGGACGCUUUCAAUCUGGCUGAAAUAUGCUGUGCAACACGUUUUAACUAUCUUGACUCUCUUUCCGUCUUCUUCCUGCACCAAAUUCAAUCUAGAAGCAUGGCUAUUUCAGACAGCUUACUUCCCCUAACUCCAAAUGAGUUGACGUUAUUAAAUCAGGAAGCACAUCAGACCUAUGUACAGCUACAACAGUUAGAACAGAACCCAACGAUGGCUGCUGUUCCGAAUGACAUCAGUCUUGAGCUGUUGAAUCUUUACAAGCUGCGUGCUCUCGCCCAGUCACCGGAGAUCGUUUCGGAACAGAUUCAAAAGAGGUUACUUUGGCGGCAUGCGCUCUCCCAAUUCUUUCUUUUUCAUCCAGAGAAAGGUCUCAAGAAGGUAUUUUCCGAAGUCGCCCUCAACGUUUUCGUGUAUGAGAGUGAGACCUGGGAGGGAGAUUUGAAGGCAAACUUCAUCGCAGAAGUGGAAAAACUGAUUGACAGCACGGAACGCAGAAUCCUUGUUCGGCCUGAAGACUUAAACACAUGGCUUCAGAGCAAGAGGGAGGACGCCGGCACCAUUAGUUGUCUCGCAACAACACUAAAGGCCUACCUUGUCAGUUUUUUGCUGAAGAAUCGAGAAACAAAAGUUGAUAUUGGCAUUAUUACACCUUUGAUUAUCAAGCUGGUUAGGUCUCAGACCAUUGACAGUGGACUGAAGUUGUCAGCGAGCGAAAUUGACCUUAUUAGGGCAUUCGUCCCCAAACAGGGUGACAUCCCGCCUACAUAUAUUCUCGACAAACCGGCAGAAAAGGAAUGGAAUAAAGAGCGCGCAGACUUGGAACGUGCCUGCGAACAUGACCUCCUCGUCACUGAGCCUACCGCCCUUGCGAAAGUGGCACAUUUCCAGGCUGGUAUCGCUCAGGCCUCCGCGCGGUCACAGCUCUUACAGAUCCUUUUGAUUGAAACGAUUUCCAACGGUCUUGCCAGAAACAUCUUCCCUGUCGGUCAAUCUCUAUUCACUGACUUUGUUCACCCCACCGGUGCGACUUCGGAACUCACGCAGGAGAGAGCUGGAUUGAAUGGUCAACUCGGAACCACCAACAAGUCCCAGACUCUUCAAGACGUUCGAGAUGGUUUGAAAGAAAUCUUCACUAAAGAAGAACUUCUGACCUCACCUGAUUGUCUUUCGCGGGCCUCAAAGUUUUAUAAUGAUCUGUCCACUAUGCAACCCGCCCUUGCCACUGGCGGUGAUCUUAGCAGACACUUUGAACGCCUUGUUUGUUUGCAAGAAGAGCAGAAGGUAUCUAGUGCGACCCUUGAGCCGCUGAUCAGCUCAAAUGAGGCCUUGCUCUUCGCCCUUUUGUCCUUCCAGGCCCUCAGUUCGACAGCUGCACAAUAUCAACCCGACGUUGAGAGCCUCAGUUACUUGGUGUUUGCGCUUUCCAUAUGUCGUCGACACUUGGCGACUUCGGAAGCUAUCAUUCCAGCUCUGGAUGCUCUGGAUAAAAGGGCGCGCACCAUCCUCUCAGGCUUCGUGCCGAGCAAACUAGCCGAGGUCGAUCUGCAGACGAUAAGUCAAUUACAACACCUACUGACCAAACGAUUGACCCCUAAGUUAGUCCGGGAAAUCACAGAAAGUCUGAAAGAGAUUAGUGCUAGUUCAGACGUCAGUAAAAAUAAACUUCGUUUUAUUGUGUUUGCGGCCGUCCUUCUGCCUACAGCCGAUACACGCGUUAAGCUGCUCGCGCUGGCUCUCUGUCAAAUACUCGUGACUUCCUCCGUCUCUAUCCCUGCCGGCGAUCUUCCAACACAGCUUAACAAUUCGGCUAUUACCGAGGUCCUUUCAUCUAUGCAGACUGGGCUCUCUUUCCCCAGACCCUAUACUGCUGACAGGAGCCGCCUCCUGUUAGCUCUGCUUCCCAGCUCUCAAGAGGAAAGAAAUACGUGGAAGUGGGACCUGUUCACAUUCUUUCAAACAAUCUUCGCCGCGAAUUUAUUGCCAGCCAAUUCGACCUCAAGUCUUGUCCCUAAGAACCUCAUCUUGAAAGUCGUCUGGUUAUACCUAUUUGAAGGCCAGGGUGAAACGUUGCCAGAAGGUGUGCUACUGGAUGAGCUGCUUGAUUCGCUACUUUAUCAUAACACGACUGUCUGGGCUGACGAAAACAAAAUUUCUUUCUUUGAGCAUCUUUUCAAAGCGGCCCCACAAAUCCCUACCGAUAUUAUACCCUCCGUGGUCGAGCUCACGACCGAGAGCUUUGAACAGAUCCAUGACACUGGCCCGAUUCUUCCGUCCGACUCUCAUUUUCCCUCACUACAAGCUCAUAUGAUUGCGGAGGUCCUCUACUCCCACAUGCGAAUGGAGACUCCGCUAAGCUUUGCAGAACUUCUUCUUCUCUAUCAUGCUCUGGCCACUGUCUUACGAUCGAAGUAUCUGAGAGGACAGCCUGCUGCGAAGGUUGGCAUUACCUACAGUCUGCAUCAAAUUGAGUGGUCUCUGUCAAAAGGCAAUCUUCUCCCCCCUACCGAUCUCUGCCUAUCGAAAGCCUACCAUGAGGGUUUUGUAAAGGCCACUCUCCUAGAUUCCAGAAACGAGACAGUUGAAGACUUGCGCUCCCUAGUUGCCCCAACUAUUCUUUCUUCGGAAGAUAGCGGCCCACUGGGAAGUCUGGAUUUGCGUCAGGUGUCGGAAGGAUUACGAGCGCUUCUGACCGGUCUCUUCCUCCUUUCUCCUUCUGACGCUAAGUCAACUUCGGAACUGCUUCUAAAGGCCUCGUCUAAGCCUUGCGCGACGAACCACGAGUCUAUUUCUUCCGCCCUGUCACCGGCUGACGUUGCAAGGACGCACGCUCUUUUUGAGAACCUCUUUGCCUUGGAUAUGACAGGACCACUGCUCACCAGAGAUCUCGACCUCAACUUUGACGUCGUGCUGAAUUGCGCUCCGCCACCGAAAGUACCUGUGGCUGCAGAAUUGGCCGCCAGCAUCCUCGCUUAUCUGUCAUCAAAGAAUGAAAUAAACUCGCCCGAGGAGUCUAAGCUUUUCUUCCACGCCGUAGUUUUGCUCUCUUAUGCUGCACGCUCCUCUACCUCCAGCAUCCCACCCAGACUCCAUCUAAUCAAGACGAUCGUUCCACAGCACCUGCUUCAGCAACAGCGCGAUCAACCCGGUGCGUUGGAUCCUACUGCCGUUUUUGCAGUUUCCGUAACCUCAGAUAUGUCCACUGAGACUGUUGUCUCUUCGCCAACAGAGAGUUUCGCUUCCUUCUCGGCUUGCAGCCUGGUACAUCCCGAAGAUCGCUUUUCUAAUCAGAUCUCUCCGAUGGAACUGCCCUCAUAUGACUCAAAAACCAACGAGGUAGAGAACAACGUGUUCUUCAGCAUGGACUCUCUACCCAAGAACUCCAUCACCUCAAUCACCUCUUCCUCCGUGGUCGACACGAACGGUGAAGGAGCGGCGAAAGCUCCACCUGAUACACUACAGGUGUCUGCAUUCGCAAAACUGCUGGCUUGUCCCGACGGUGAUGCUGAGUGGUUACUCCGGUUAACUGAGACUUUUCACUGCGCUACUAUUAUCCUGGCAAAGAGUUCCCUCACUCAGCUAUCACAUGGCCGAUUCUUCCAGGCUAUCCGAGCUCUGGAUAGAGGCAAUGACCAACACGAAGGGCAGGUUUUCCUUAAGGCCUUUCCUAACCAGGUGUCUGAAAUGAGGGAGUUACCAUUGAGCAAGUCGCAAAUUAGCCUCCUGACCUGGCUGACUGCAGCCUGUAAAGAUCGUUUAAAGAAAGCACUUCCGACUCUUAUUGCCAAACUCGCCCACAGCGGAACCCUGACGGUUGCGGAGAAAGAUAAGCUUGUCUCGCUUAUCUUUGCGUACUUUAGCUUGAAUCUGCCGGUGGCCAACAGCCUUUUGAGGGCAGCUGCGGGCUUGCUGGCAAUAAAACUAAACAACACAAAAGGUCAACUCGUUUCUGAGGAGGUACAAGAAUUCGCCAAGAGCCUGCUUUCAGUGCCGCCCACUGAACAUGUUGAUGAUGAAGAGUUGGGUAGGACGGCCCUCGCUCUUCAGGCGGCCUGGAAAGCAAGUGAAAAUCUCCCGUUGACUCUUACUGAACAGAUAUGUCUUGCGUACACCAGGCUGCUACCGGACACGGUUCUACCGGAACUCAACGAUGCCAUAUUUUCCUCUAGAUCUUGGCCUAUGAAUCUGGACGCAAAGCAGCGGAAUCAUUUGCAGAGGAAGAGUGAUGCCUUGUGCGAAUUACUAGCAGAUAUUUCUUUGGAUACCCUUGAGAGGAAGGGCCCUAAUGCCGAGAACUUGUCGGCACUACUCGCUUCUUCUGACCUACAUUCCUGUGAGUCUCGAUUGCGGACUCUGAUUGAGUUCCAUGGACCCCACUCAGAUCCUCUUACCACACGCCUCAUUGACACGGUGAUGCGGAACCGCCAGCCCAGACAAACCUUCCGCGAGUGUGCCGCGGCCAUCCUUGCCUUACUUGAUUACAACACUCAAGACGCUUUUAUCGUCCUUUCGCCUAGAGAAGCUGUGCAGUUAGCUGAAGACAUUGGAGCUAUCGGAGAGGCUUCGGAAGACUUAUCGCGGGAAGAGUUGGCGAGAGCUCGUAAUCGGCUUUAUUUGGCCACUGCCUGCUUUUAUGCCACUGUCAACGAUGAUAGUUCGUCACCUUCAUCAGUCUUCGAACUUCCGGUAACUUACUUGGGUCUUCACUCUCUACUGAACCGUCUCUCUAGCGCCCGACUAACACAAAGAAUGUCUCUGUCCGAGCCUAUUCCACCCUCUCCUCACUCUACCGCCUCCCCAACCCUCCAGCCCUCAAAUAAUCUAAACGAGUUAAGCAGCGAUCUGAAACAACUGAACAAGCCUUCGCCUCCCACUGACGAAAUUACCUACCUGAUUCGGCACCCGCCUCAAGACAUGGAAAUGUUGGCCUCGAAGCAGGACACUCCGCUAGGGACCAGAAGUCAAAACAAAGUUACAGGAGGCGCUCCAGUAGUUAUCGCGGGAUCCGAUAGUCCUCUCCGUCGACCAGUCUGUUCGCGCGGAAAACGUCAACGCCUGCUCAGUUCACAAUCCCUCGGCAUGCAGAAUCUUGCUUGGAGAGGACGCGGUCGACAGAGCAGCUGUGGCUUAGGCCUGGGUGACAGUGCACCGUUCAUUAGCUCCUCCAGUCUGCUCUCACUGCCGCUGAAUCUGGCUAAGUCGGGUUCUAGUCUCUUCACGGCCUCUGAUUUGUCACUGAACGCACCGCGUGGGAAGUCCUCCCUCGACAGGCUCUAUGAAUUGGUGGAGAUUCGACGUGCCGUGGUGGCUGGAUCCCUGUCAGAGUUGAAUCUCCUCGGCCGAACUCCCAGUUCCUUUACUCCUUGCUGGCCCGUGCACUCACCGUCUUCAAUUCCUGUGCGCCGACCUUAUGGUUGGUGGCGACGUGGGAAUGUUGGAAAGGCAGGAGCUGCAGCAGCCGGUCCCUCGACACCGCCCACAAAAGUAGAUUUAGGCGAUAUUCGUAAAAAAUGCGCCGAGAAUACGCUCUUCCUGUUGAACCGAGCCGCUUUCGAGGAGGAUGAGGCACAUGCCUGUUUCCACACAGUAGAGGCCAAUCUUCGGUUACUGAACAACGUCUUAAUUGGUUCGCGGAAACCAGUAUAGCAAGGUGAGUUUCUCAUCACUUUUUCUCUUCGGCGAAUAUCUCGACAUUCGGUCUCAGAGGACUGACAAUUCAACAUAAUUUUCUACGGCGAGAAACUGUGUCCACAAAUAGACCGACGGUACUUGAGUAGGCCUUUGGAAGGUGAAACAAUCUUGGGUGUCGCUUAGCGGUGGUGCUAGAUACCCAAUGACAGUACUUGCCGUUGCACAACCGAAACUACGUACGAACGAGGUUGAAUUGCAUAGCACGUCGAUAAAUUGGACGGAGUCCACAAUGGGAUAGUAUAAUCUGGGUAAGCGGAUCUGGUUGUCAUCUUCUAAGGCGUGACAGUUUGGAGGCUAAUAGUAAGGGAGAGUCAAAACAGUCUACGCUAUUGUGCUAUACCUGAACAGGGAUCAAGCAAAUUUGUUAUGCGCAUUGCCAAGGAAGAUAAAGGAGGGCAAGAUGGUCAUCCCUGACUAAUUUACCGUCAUAAGCCAGCCACAUUUUAAUCCCAGUCGAGAGAUCUCCGAGUUUCAACAUGGGUUCGCUUGGCCACUGAGGCUGGCGCUUAAUUAGUUUGGUCCAAAGAUCACGCCGUCAGUUGUUUUAGGGAAUAUCCGAUGUUACCUAUCCGAUCUGAGUAUUAGACAGAGUAUAAACUUCGGUUUUCUAUCUAGAGCUUCAUCGUAGUGUCCUCGCAGCAGUCAAGAAAAGUAUGCCCAGGAUGAAGAAUUAGUAAGCAAACACUGCAUGUACACUCUCGCUUACUCUCAGAGAGGGGUAUGUUUGGGCGUCUGUCAAUUUGAACUUCGAGUCUUUUUGAGUAGCUGGAAAAGCCUAUGACAGAUUCGGUCAAGGUCCAUGAAUUGGUAUUUUAGCAAUCCGAAUGCCUGUCUUUAGGUCCCUGGAAAAUGUGUUGAAUUUAGAUGGUUAUUUAUGGUAGACAUGAAUUUUCACCUUUGCUGUCACUCGAAAAGUUUGAUUUCCUUUUGUCAUCGCUGUCAGCAUUUUCUGCGAAACUGUUUCCGCAAACAGCGUGAUGAAACCACAAUCAGCAUUUGGGUGGACAUAGGUUAACUGCUAAUUUGAGGGAGAUUUUACCUCUCUACCAGUCAAAUCCCGACGAAAAUGUAUUUUCAUUAAAUACUGCCCAUCCACGGAAAAUCUGUCCAAAUAAAAACUCGAAUUCUUUUUAUUUAAAUGUGGUCUUUGCUGGGUACCCUUUGAACCUUCUUGUGCUCUUGCUUUUGAUUCUGUGCGUUUUAUUGUCUCUUUCCGGUGCGGCCUUUCAGCACGCUGAAGACGCCGUGA
Messenger RNA from Spirometra erinaceieuropaei, 52401 nucleotides. The record is from the annotation of a GenBank genome assembly. Lineage: Eukaryota; Metazoa; Platyhelminthes; Cestoda; Diphyllobothriidea; Diphyllobothriidae.